CACUCCCAGAGGUAAGGAGGUGGGGGGGGGGAGUGAAUAAAAAAAAAAAGUGUUAAUGUGAGUGAGUGAGUGUGUGUCUGUUAAUGUGUGUGUGUUUUGUUAGUGUGUGUGUGUGUCUGACUGUGUGAGUGUGUGUCUUCUAGUGAGUGAGUGUGUGUCUGUUAGUGUGUGUCUGACUGUCAGUGAGUGUGUGUUUGCCUGUGAGUGUGUGUGUGUGUGUGUGUCUGUUAGUGUGUGUCUGUUAAUUUGUGUGUGUUUGUUAGUGUGUGUGUGAGUUUGUGUGUGUGUGUGUCUGCUAGUGAGUGUUAGUGUGUAUGUGUGUGUCUGACUGUAUGUGUGUCUGCCAGUGAGUGUGUGUGUCAGUGAGUGUGUCAUUUAAUGUGUGUUUGUUAGUGUGUGAGAGUUUGUGUGUGUGUCUGCUAGUGAGUGUGUGUCUGUUAGUGUGUGUGUCUGACUGUUUGUCUGUUAGUGUGUGUGGGUCUGACUGUGUGUCAGUGAGUGUGUGUGUGUGUCUGACUGUGUGUGUGUGUCAGUGAGUGUGUGUCAGUGAGUGUGUGUGUGUUUCUGUUAGCGAGUGUAUGCGGAUCUGUCAGUGAAUGUGAGUGUGUGUGCUAGUGAGUGUGUGUCUGUUAGUGUGUGUGUGUGUCUGACUGUGUGUCAGUGAGUGUGUGUCUGACUGUGUGUGUCUGUUAGUGUGAGUUUGUGUGUCAGUGAGUGUGUGUCUGUUAGUGUGUGUGUGUGUUUCUGUUAGCGAGUGUAUGCGGAUCUGUCAGUGAAUAUGUGUGUGUGUGUGUAUUUAGAAGGCGCGGUGGGGAGGGGGGGGUGCCUGAGUUUUGUCCUGCCUAGGGCAGCACAAAACCAGGAUACACCACUGACUGGACCCCAGGGAAUGAUUCAUCAUCCACACCAGCUCUCCAGGUAGGGAGGCUGGGUGGAAAAUGUUUAUUUAUUAAAAUAAUUAGUGAGUGUGUGUCUGUGAGUGACUGUCUGUGAUUGUGUGUGUGUCUGUGUGUGAGUGUAUGUGUGCCGGAGUGUCUGUGUGCCUGUGAGUGACUGAGUGUGUGCAUGAGUAUGUGUGUCUGUGAGUGAGUGUGUCUGUGAGUGCUUGUAUGAGUACUGCAUGUGAGUGUAUGAGUGUGGCAGUGUAUGUGUGUCUGUCAGUGUGUGUUUGUGAGUGUCUGUCAAAUCAGUGAGAAUAUCUUUGUCAUUGAGUCUGUGUGUGAGUAUCAGUGUGCCUGUCAAUGAAUGAGUGUGUGUCAGAUCAGUGAGUCUGUGUGUUUGUCAUUGAAUGUGUGUGACUGUCAGUGUGUAUACACCACUGAGUGUAGCGUGGUGGAACGCAGUACAGGAGUUUCUGUUUCCUGUACCCGGCCAGACUGACCGGAGGUGCUCACUGAGAGAGCACUCCCUGUCAGUCCGGCCAGGUACAGAAAAUUGAAGCUCCUGUAGGGGAUAUCCUCCACUCGGCAACACUACAAGAGAGGUAGGAGGCACACCAGGAAGGGGAGUGCGACCACUAAGGGGGUGGAGGGUGCACCAAGGGACAGGGAGGGGAGGGGAGAGAAACACCAAGGGACAAGAAAAAGAGGGGAGAGCUUAGAAGAACACUAAGGGACAGGGAAGGGAGGGGACCACUAAUGGACGGGGAGAGGGGCUGGUUAAGAGGCACAUAGGUGAAGAUGUUAUUUGGGGGGGGGGCGGAAAGAUACAUCUUCGCCUAUGUACCCAAAAAUCCUUGCACCGGCCCUGCCUGUAUUUGUUCUGCGAAGCGCAAGCAAAUGUAAUAACAUGCUUGCGCUGUGUUUGCUUUUAAAUUGUCUCUGGUGUCUCCACAAGUGGGAUACCAGAGGACAAAAGGGCCAGGAAAGUGUUUGGCGCAUGCUUGUGGGAUUGCCUGUGUGUAGAGUGUGGUGUGGUAUUGUGUAAAUAGGUCAAUUUCGUGGUGUAAUAUGUGUGGCUAGGGGCUGUAGAGAGUGCGUGUAUAGGGGCAUAGUGUUAUAGGGGAUGUAGCGAGUAUGUGCAUACGGGCAGUAGUGUGUGUGUAUAGGUGACGUAGUGUGUGUCACUUAUACACACACACUACUGUGUGUAGAGAGGGUGUGUUUAGAUAAUGUUGUAUGUGUUUGCUUACAAGGAAUGUAGUGUGUGUGUAGGUGGUGCAGUGUGUGUGUAAGAGAUCUAGUGUGUAAAGGACCCAGAGUGUGUAUAGAAGAUUGUGUGUGUGUGUAUGUGUGUAGAGGAUUAAGAGUGCAUAUAGGGUAAGGGAUCUAGCAUGUAUCUGGAGCGUAAUGUGUGUAGUGGUGCAGUGUGAGGGGUGCAGUGUGAGGGGUGCUGUAGUGUGUGUGUGUGUGUGUGUGUGUGUAUAUAUAUAUAUAUAUAUAUAUAUAUAUAAAAGAUAAGUAGCUUGGCACUCUCCUUCCUUGGAAUUCCUUAUAUCCGCCUGGGUGCAAAUGGUAUGCGUAUAUAUAUAAUCUCAAAAAAACAGGAUGCUUGGCACUCUCCUUUAAGUAAUAAGAAAGAACUAAUAGCCUGGGUGCUAUAUCCCAAACGUCAGAAAUAUACAAAAAUCAAAACUGAGGAUGCACUCACAGGACUUGGUUAAAGUGAAAAAAGGGACUUUUAAUUAAAGUCCAUGUGAAUGGAAAAUUGAUUUUUCUGUACAUUUCACAUGGAAUAAUUAAAAGUCCCUUUUUUUCACUUUAACCAAGUCCUGUGAGUGCAUCCUCAGUUUUGAUUUUUGUAUGUAUAUAUAUAUAUAUAUAUAUAUAUAUAUAUAAAAAUUAUAUUUGGACGUAUUGUAUGUGUGAGGUGCGCAGCGUGUUUGUGUAAGAGGGGUGCUGUGUGUGAGGGUGUUUUUAUCUGCCGUCACAUUCUGGGUUUCUAAUUUUAUUUGUCUGUUAACUCACUGAGGGUUUUUUUAUAUAAUAUAUGUGCUGUAUAUGUGUGGGAGUGAGGGUGCUGUCUGUCUGAGGGUGUUGUGUGUGUCUGGGGGCGCUGUGUGUGUCUGGGGGCGCGCUGUGUGUGUCUGUGGGGUGCUGUGUGGGUGUGUGUGUGUGGGGGGCUGUGUGUGUCUGGGGUGCUGUGUCUGGGUGCUGUGUGGCGCUGUGUGUGUGGGGGCUGUGUGUGGGGUGCUGUGUGUGUCUGGGUGCUGUGUGUGUCUGUGUGGGGGGCUGUGUGUGUCUGGGGGGGCUGUUAGGGAAAUUAUUUUAAAUAUAUAUUUUUUAUUUUAUUAAUAAUUAUAAUAUUAUUAUAAUUAAUAAUUAUUAAUAAUUUAAAAAAAAGUUAUGUUCCCCCCCCCCUUCUUACCUUUAGCCUGGGAGGGGGAGGGAGCCGUUCUGCCUGGGAGGGGGAGCCUUGCUGCCUUCCCUGGUGGUCCAGUGGCGGUAACCGCGGCAACGCUCAGAAUCCCGCUAGAGGACCCAGCGGAGCUGCUGGUUAGAGCUCUGCCGGGUCCUCUCUCCCUCCCUCCCUCACCCAGCCGGCGGCCGCAUGUAACAGUGCCUGUGGGCCGGUGAGGGAGAUCUGUGAUCUCCCCACCGGCCCAUGGAGGCACACAGCAGGGCUGGCGCUCGGAUAGCGCUGGCCCUGCAGGGGCCGGCCGGGGAGAUCCUGUGAUCUCCCCUGACGGCCUCGGCCCCACGGCCAUCACGGCCCACCGGGCAUUUGCCCGGUGUGCCCGAUGGCCAGUCCGGGCCUGGUUAUAGCCUAUAUAGGAUAUUUCUGAUUUGUCUGAUUGAAAUGCUUUAAAUGCCUUUUCUUAUAGUUAAUUUUUUGGCUUACCUUCCUACUAAGUCACUAAGUGAAAAGUGUACAUUUCUAAUAUUUGUUUGAAGAUAUUUCAUUUAUCCUCAGUCUUUUUUUCACUAGAGAGUUUAUGCCAGUCAAUGAGUUGUAAAGCUGACAUAAUUUUAUUGAAACUGGCUUUUUUAAUAUGAUGUUUGUAGUAUACCCCAUGUGCUUUUGGGGUUCAUUUCAAAAUACACCAUAUUGAGAUCACUAUUUCCCAAGUGCUCCCAUACUUGAAAGUUGGUCAAAAGAUCAGCAUUGUUUGUUAGACCAUGACUGCUCGCUACAAUAACCCAUUCCCCUCCAGUCCCCACAACUUUUCCGUUGUAGAUAGGGCAGCAUUCACAGCUUUAUUAACUUUACAAACCAGCAAUAACAUUAACCUUCAGCUGCUGGGGUGAAUUACCAACAUACAGAUAUACUAAACCUGCCAAGAGCCCGAACAGCCUGCAACUCCCAACUCCAGAUCAGGUAAUUGAGCUAAUCUUCUCCUUGUGAUUCUCCUUGUGCACCGCAGUUGCAAAAAACCAAACACCAAACCCACCCCAAAAAAACAUUCCUUGGUACCAUACAUUCCAAUUAAUUUUAGGGAGGGAACGACAGAGGUAAGUCAAGUAAACUGUGCCAGUGCUGUAUCUACCGCGAGGCUGACAAGGCAUUUGCCUUGGGCGGCACUUUCAGGGGGGAGGCAAAAAAAACCCACCCCCAAACGCCCUGGCAAAUGCCUUGCAAGCCUCUUGUCCUAGGGGGCACACAAACUGGCCGGCUGGCCACCUCAUGGCCCCUCUAAGGCUGGCAUGCACUGAUGUAGGAGGUGGGCGGCGAGGGAGCACUUUCCCCUGAGCUCUCCCCUGCUCAGCUCCCUUGUGCGCACUGCAGUGAUGCCGUAGCCUGGAUAUGAUGUCACUACAGCCCCGUCAUCACUAAGAGGCGCGCAAGGGAGCUGAGCAGGAAGAUUAGAGCUCCCUCGCUGCCUCCAAUACGAGCCUGUCUGCCCACCCGACCGCCCGCGUGCCUGCCAGCCCAGCCAGCCACGAUCAGUUUCGCACCGGGGCCCCAUGGAUUGUGUAUACGUUACUGAAUAGUUUAUUAGUGAUUUAGGAAACUGUCCUGUUCUAAAUGUUUUUGUCACUCUCUGAGAUGUCUAGGAACAUCAGGUGACAUUGUGCGCAGUGAUGUAAAGCAUAUAUAAUUAAUUAUGCCAAUUAGAAUAGCCUAUUUAUUUUUAUUUUUCAAAAAAGGUGGCAACCCUAACUAUAGCAGCAACAAUGGUAAAAAGUAACCAAAGGUGAUUUAAAAAGUUUCCAUGAUUUAUUAAUGCAUAUACUGUACUGUCCCAGUAAUCUAAUGCUUGGUAUUAACACAUUGCCAUGUGUUUUUCUGUCAUAACACUGCAAGCACAGUAAGAAGGAAGUUUGAAAGUUCUUGCAGUGGGAGGGAGGGUCCUUAGGUGACAUACCCGGAAUGAGUAGUUUAAGUUACAGUGUAUCUACAGGAAGUGUGUUCUCAGACUGAAGGAGAGCUCUGUAAUAGGAGCUCAAUACAUGAACUUUUUUUUAAUAACCUGACGUUUUAGACAGAACUGGGGACAUUCACAGGUAAGACAAGUUAACUCUUUUAUUCACUAGAUAUAUAGUAAGUAAACGCCUUAUGUGUGUUUGUGAGGGUCUCUUUUACUAUCGCUUUUCUGAUCCCACUUCCUGAUCCAUACCCUGCAGUUAUAGCACUGAUACAGCUGGGUACAUUAUAUACAGGAAACUGUGCUCCAGACCUGUAUGGCAAAAUUGGACUUUACAGGUGGUCAAUGUAAAGGUAAAAUGUAUCUUUUGUAACUUAAAGUCACUUUGAUAUACUAAUACUGAUUAUUGAUUACAUUAUUCCUAUCAGUUUUGCUUCUGAGCAAGGGAGAUAUUUAAUGCUUGUCUUUUGUUAAUAUUGUUUGUCCAAUUCAGAAGUAUCACUACGUAAGGCAAUAGGGUGGAAUCUGGAUUAUUGGACAAAGAGAGUUACUGCUACAAAUGUGCCAACAUGUCCCUCCAAAUGAUUUUAAAGGACAACAAAUGAUGCCCAGCCCUGUUUUUCUCCCUCAUCCCCCACUCAAGUGUGUUUAGGUAGAGAUAUAAAUAGCCAAUAUAUAAAAUGGUGCACAAUAAAAUAUAGAUUUAAAAUGUGCUUUCAAAUUGUGAUGAUAAUUUCCACUUUAAAAACUCUAAUAAAGUUGUGAAUAUAUAUAUAUAUAUAUAUAUAUAUAUAUAUAUAUAUAUAUAUAUAUAUAUAUAUAUAUUGAAUGCAAAUUAAAACAAUUAGCCAUGUUGAACUAUUUCACAUGUUGACAUGUUGUGGUGUAUGGUUAUCACUAUUUUCACAUCAUUGUUUGAUUUUUUUUUUACUUUGUUAGCAUGAUAUGUACUUUGUCAGCACUUUAUAAGACUUUUUUUAAAGUAGAAAUUAUCUUCACUAUUUGAAAACACAGAAUCUGAAUUUAAUCGUGCACCAUUUUGUAUAUGGUUUGUUGCUGUGAAUUUCUAUUCAAGGGUUUUGAUUUGGAUGCUGCAUAUAUACUGUGACAUUUUACUAAAUUGUACACUUUUAGAACCGCUUGCACAUUGAAUUGCACUGCUCCACUUUACUGUUUGUUUUUCUAGAUAUAUAGAUAGAUAUGAUUGGCAAAACAAAUACAUUUAUAGUUUUGUUUAGUUUCUUUGGAUUCGUGUUUACUCUGAACAAAUUACCAAACAAGCGGUCUUCACAUUAGAUUAAGUUAGGUUUUAGGUAUAUGCUGUUUACUUUAAAUUUGUGCGGGGCAAAUCAUAUUGUUACUUGCAAUAAGUAAAUAAGAAAUUGGCUCCAGACUAAAUUUUUAGAUACCCAGUAUAUAUGGAUGACAUGAACACAGUAUGUAACCACAUUUAUCAACAGUAUCAAAUAAAUAUUUCCUUGAUCCUAUUCCCUCAUAUCUUAUCCGCACUUUGUCUCCCUCUCUUGCUCUUCGUCUCACUAAAAUUUUCAACUUCUGGCACUUGUCCCUUACCCUUCAAACAUGCAACUGUAACCCCAAUUCUGAAAAAGCCCAGCCUUGACCCCGACUCCCCAUCCAACUACAGUCCUAUCUCGCUACUGCCAUUUGCCUCCAGAUCCUCGAGAGAGUUGUGUACACCAGACUGACUGACUUUCUCGAAUCCAACUCUCUGCUUGACCCCCUUCAGUCUGGAUUCCACGCUGGGCAUUCUGUCAAAACGGCUGUGACUAAAGUAUCCAGCGAUUUAAUUCCUGCUAAAUCUCACGGCCAUUACUCUAUCCUAAUUCUCCUUGAUCUUUCUGCUGCCUUUGACACUGUUGAUCAUCAACAGCUUCUCCGCAUUCUCCAAAAUUUUGGUCUAUGGGAUACUGCUCUCUCCUGGUGCUCCUCCUACCUCUCCCAGCGCUCUUUCAGUGUUUCUUUCUCUGUCUCUGACUCUUCCCCCCAACCACUCUCUGUCGGCGUCCCCAAGGUUCUGUCCUUGGUCCUCUACUGUUCUCUAUAUAUACCACCUCCCUUGUUAAACUCAUCAGCACCUUUGGCUUCCGUUAUCAUUUCUAUGCAGAUGAUACGCAAAUUUACCUCUCCUAUCCUGAUCUCUCUCCGCCCAUCUUGACUUGUGUCUCUGACUGCCUCUCUGUGAUUUCCAACUGGAUGGCUGCUCAUUUCCUUAAACUCAACCUGUUCAAAACAGAACUUCUGGUCUUUCCUCCCUCAAGUGUUACCACUCCCGUGUCUGUCUCCCUCCAAGUCAACGGCGCUACCUUUACCUCUACCUUGCAGGCUCACUGCCUGGGUGUUCUUUUUGACUACAACCUCUCCUUCACCCCUCAUGUCCAAUCAAUUGCCAAAUCGUGUCGCUUCCAUCUCAAAAACAUAGUGCGCAUCUGCCCCUAUUUAGCGCCAGAUGCGGCUAAGGUGCUGGUCCAUGCUGUUGUUCUCUCUCACUUUGACUACUGCAAUCUCCCUCUCAGUGGUCUUACGUGUUCCCAUAUCUAUAAUGAAUGCGGAUGUGAGGCUUAUUUUCCUGUCUGCUCACACCUCCCACGCCUCCCCACUCUGUCAGUCCCUGCAUUGGCUUCCAGUUAGAUAAAGGGCUCAAUUUAAAAUUCUGGUGCUUGCUUACAAGUCCCUACAUAAUGCUGCUCCAACCUACCUAUCCUCCCUAAUACACAAGUAUGUCCCAUCUAGGCGCCUACGCUCUGCCAAAGACCUACGUAUAUCCUCUGUCCGUACUUCCACCUCUAAUGCUCUCCUCCAAGAUUUCUCCAGGGCUGCACCUCCUCUGUGGAACUCCCUUCCCUUCUCCGUAAGACUUUUACCCAGUCUCCAUUUAUUCAAAAAAUCAUUGAACACUCACUUCUUCAAGAAAGCAUAUCAAUUAAACUGUUAGCAGGUUUUUAACCCCCACCGCCUAUGACUCCUCUAAUGCAACUGUCAAAAUUACCUACUAACUCAGUGAAUACUUUUCUAACAACCUACUUCGUACCCCUACUUUUACCCUUUGUGUCACUAUACCCCACUACCUCUAGAAUGUAAGCUCAUUGAGCAGUGCCCUUCACCUCUCUGUUCCUCUACGUCCAGUUGUCUGGUUACAAUUACAUGUCUGUUAGGCCACCCAUUGUACAGAGCUUUGGAAUCUGAUGGCGCUAUAUAAAUAAUAAUAAAAUAGUAAUUAUAUAUAUAUAUAUAUAUACACAAUACACAAGAUCCAGCGCACUCACUUAUCCACUAAACAGCAGCUUCAAAGCUCACAGAUUUUUAUUUUUUAUUUUUUUUUAAACACCUAAUUUAGGCAAAAUAAUGGGGGGUUUAGUUACAACGUCCAUGUACCUCAUCUUUGGCAGGACCUACUCUCACAGGCUAAUGUCUGCUCUAAUGAGAUGAACCCACUUACUUGGGGAAAAAAUUCCAUCUGGGGCUCUCUGCAGUACAGUAUCAAUAAUAAUAUAAAAAACCAUUAGACAUGGCAAGUGUGAAACUUGCAUGAAAAAUCACUAGUAACGCACAGCUGUUUGUGCAUGUUUACACUGCCAUUGUAUAGCACUUGAAACAGACUAACAUUUUCUAUCACACAUUACAGCAGGUUUUUAGUUUUUGUUAAUCACAUUGAAUAAAACUUUUCUAAAUAGUUUUAUGAAUUCUAAAAUAGAGAUGAUGAAAUUAGAGAGUGCAUAAUUGCAGCUCUCAGCCAAUCAGAUGCUUCUCAUAGAGCACUGAAUCCAGUGUUUUUAUUUGAGGAGCAUUAACAGCUUUUGACUACACCAAAUGUGAAUAUUUUAAAAAAUUGUAAGUCUUCAAUGGGGUGGUGCCUCUACUGGCUUUCAGCCUGACAGCCACUAAGGACGUGAUUAUGGCCAAAUGUAAAUAUUGCUCUCUUAAACGUCAAUGUUUUAUAUUGCCAGAAAAAGGGACAACAUUUAUGCACUAAAACCACUUCUUUAAGAAUUGAGUGUUUUGGGUGCUUAAAGUGUCCUUUUAACUGCAAAAAAAUAAAAAUUCUGACUGGGCAUUUUUGUUUUGUUUUUUUAACUCACAGAAUGUAGAAAACAUAAUAUAAGUGACUGAUGUAUAUCAAGACUCUUGGCAUGUUAAUAGGCAUUUGUAUUUACUCCUAUAACUAACAUUAUUUCACAUUACUUUCAAAUUUCAGGUUUAACCUGUGUCCAUUAUAAUUUUAAACAUGGAGUUUAUAGACUUACUAUACGAAUUGGAUUCCAAUUUGGACACAACAGAUGUGGAGGCUAUGAAAUAUCUCUGCACUGGCCUUCUGCCUGCCAAGAAAUUGGCUAUUAUGACUUCAGGUCAAGAACUCUUUGAGGCACUGAUGAACAUUGAUCUCCUAAAUGAAGGUGAUCCAUUUCUACUGGCUGAACUGCUGUACCUUAUUGGACAUCAUAGUCUCCUCAAAAAAUUGAACACUACCAAAGAACAUGUGAAAGAUAUACUCCAAAGAGGCGGGAAGAUCACUGCUUAUAGGUAUUUUCUUACUAAACUAUCUAAUGAGUUAUAGCACCAUCCAGCGUCAGUAAUCAAUAAGGUCUUCUGACUUUCAGCUGGAAUUUUCAAAACACAAAAUAACAAUCCAAAAUUCAUGGACCAUUUUGUUGCCAGUAAAGCUGCAGAAGUCAGAAAACUUUAUAAACUUAAAAAACAGGCCUCACCUUGAGAUUUACUCAAUAACUUUGCUGUUGGUAAGGUGGUAUCACAAGAUUAAGAACAACAAAAAUAAAUUCACCUUUGCAGGCUUUUUGUUUACAGGUUGACAGGACCUCUAACAGUCCCAUGUUCGGCGGGAAGUCAUUUCAACAGGCCCCACUGGCGUACAUACUGUGGUCGCAGGGGUCACAGCCCUGCAAACUGGGUAUGUACGCCAGUGCGGCCACAUAUUGCCAGCCUCUUCUCCUCGGGGGCCCAGGAUCUGGCCACCUCAGGGCCCCCCGAGGUUGGCAGUGGUGUCAAUUGGCGGUCGGGCGGGUGCGCAAGGGAGCAAUCUCCCCUGAGCUCUCUCUGCCAGCUCCCUCGCGCACACUGCAGUGAUGCCGGAGCCGGAAUAUGAUGUCACUCCGGCUCCGGCAUCAGUAAGCGGUGCGCAAGGGAGCUGAACAGGAGGAUCAGUUCUCCCUCGCCGCCUGCAGAACCAGCUGCCCAGCAGCCCCACUGGACCCCAGGGAAAGCUGGAAUCCCCUCAGCACUCCCAAAGGUAGGGACACUGGGGGAUUAAGUUUAAAAAAAAUGUGAGUGGAUAUGUGUGUUAGUGUGUGUGUGUUACUGUGUGUGUCUGUUAUUGAGUGUGUUAGUUUGUGUGUGUCUGUUAGUGUGUAUCUGUUACUGAGUGUGUUAGUUUGUGUGUGUCUGUUAGUGUGUGUCUGUUAUUGAGUGUGUGUCUGCUAGUGAGUGUCAGUGAGUUAGUUUUUGUGUGUCAGUGUGUGUGUGUGUGUGUGUGUAUGUUACUGAGUGUGUUAGUUGUAUGUUUGUGUGUGUGUUAUUGAGUGUGUGUGUGUGUCAGUGAGUGUGUGUGUGCGUCAGUGAGUGUGUUACUGUGUGUCUGUUAGUGUGUGUCUGUUAGUGAGUCUGUUUGGUGUCUGUUAGUGAGUGUGUGUUUGUGAGUGAGAGUGUAUGUUUUGUAAGUGAGUGUGUAUGUGUGUCUGUCUGCCAGUGAAUGUGUAUGUAUGUCUGUCAUUGAGCUGAAGUGAUCUGAGUGCCUAUAGUGGUCCUUUAAGUGUAUGUUUGGAUGCAUGCACUGACGUGUAUAUACCGCGGUCGCAGGGGUCACAGCCACGGAUUUUUGCGCCUGGGCCCCAUGGAUCGUGUGUACGCCACUGCCAGGUUCUCUAUUAGCACAGUGCAAAUGCAUCAUUACAUAAUUCCAGAGCUGUGGAAUAUGUUGGCGCUUUAUAAAUGGCAGUAAUAAUAAUUACACAUGCUCGCGCUGUGCAGAGGGCAUUUGGACCAUGCAGAGAAUGCUUCAGAAGCAGUUCUUCAACGAGGGAGCUUGCCAGGUGACUGUCAGCCAUUUUCCAGGCGGGCCCAAUCAUUGUAUGUGUGAUAAGUGAUGCAAGUUGCCUCACUGUCGAAGUCCACUAGAAGGCACGCCCACCAGUCCCGAUUACAUAAUAAGGUAUGAGUUCACGUUUUGGACAGCAAGUGCAUUGAUGGUGCUAAUAGUUGACAAGGUUGCCAUUAAAGGAUUACUUUAACCAGGUUAUGGUUAGGUCUCUAGCAGAACAAAUCGGCAGCCUCCCCACCCUGCCACACCAACUGAUGCCCCAGCCCCCCACUCGUCCACUUCACCAAGCCACCUCUACUUCGCACAGUCAUUUCAUCCAGAUCUAGUUUCAAAUAUAGUGUUUAAGUGCCAGGGGUCUCCCCUCCUCCUAUUUGUCGGCGAGCGGCGUCUCCUCUCCGCCGCUUGCCGCUCGCGUCCUCCAUGCCUCCCAGCGGCAGCAUGUAUAACGCUGCACGCUGGGAGGUCGCAAAUUUAUGCAAACGCCGGGGUCACUCACGUGACCCGGCAUUAAAGCAACAGUACCACAAUCACAGUGGGAGGCGUGGAUAUCUCCCACGUGUGAUUGUUAAUUCUGAUUGGAAGUUAUCCAAUCAGAAUUAAGCAAAGGGUAUUUAUAUUUACCUUUCCUGUCUCUCAGUGCCCUGUUGUGGUCUUGUGAUACCUGUAUUGCAGUUUGCUCGUGUUUCUCUCUGGUUACUGAUUAUUUGGCUCGUUAUUCCGAUUAUCCUGUCUUCUCCACUCCUUUGACCUCGGCUUGUUUCUCGUUCUCCCGUUUUCUGGCUCCCUUUACUUGGCUUGUCUCCUUACUAUUCUUAGUGUGCUUAGCCUGGCCACUCUAAGGACCCGUAUAGCAUCUUUCCUCUCUGUGUCCUGUUAGCGUGGUUCCGGAAUCAUGACAUUACAACAGGGCCACCAUGGAACCUGCUGACAUUCCACAGUUGUUAGUAAAUCAGGAGGCUAGAAUGGAUGGUUUAAACCACCGUAUGGAUCAGUUUGCCCAGGCUUUACAAACCAUACUGGCUCGUACUGCCCACUUGCAACCUGCCGUUCAAGAAGCUGUUGCUGCUGUGCUAGAACCCAUUCCCGAUCCAGUACCCGUUCCUGCUCACGUGGUUCACAUGACGCCACCUCAGCGCUAUAGCGGUGAUCCAGCGUUGUGCCGUGGUUUCCUCAACCAAAUUGAUAUUCAUUUGGUGAUGAAUCCUCAUUCCUACCCCACUGACAGAACCAAAAUUUCCUUUUGAUCAACCACUUGUCCGGGAAAGCUCUAGCAUGGGCUAAUCCUAUGUGGGAGAAUACGUCCCCAAUGUCCUUUGCAGAAUCAGACCGGCAGGGUUGCUUCUGCUGGCAAAGCUCUGCUUAGGGUCCGACAGGGUAAUAGAUCUGUAGCGGAUUAUACCAUUGAAUUCCGCACUCUGGCAGCUGAAGUGGUUUGUAAUAACGACGCCCUCGUAACAGCCUUUCAGGAGGGUUUGGCCGCUUACAUAUUAGACGAAAUAGCAUCCAGGGAAUUGCCUGUUCUUCUGGAUGAUGUGAUAGAUUAUAUCAUUCUUAUUGACAACCUUAUUAGAGAGAGGCGUAGUUAAAGAAGGAUGAAUACACAGGGGUUACCUGCUUUACCCAGUACUGCAUUACUAGCAUUACCUUCCCCUAAUCAACCACCUCCUGAACCCAUGCAAUUAUGUGCUGUAGGCUUAACUGAAGCUGAAAGAACGUACCGCAGAAGGGAGGGCUUGUGCCUUUAUUGUGAAAAGAGGGGGCAUCUCCGAAGAAAUUGUCCUAGUUUGCAGGGAAAACUUCAGCACCUUAGGCCUAGAGAGGGGUCGGCCUCGGGUGCUAUGGUUUUUUCCCCUCAUGUGUCCAUCUCCAGACCAUUUAUUACGGUUACUCUUUUGGUCAAUCAAACCACAAACCUGAAUCGAUCAACUAAAGCCUUGAUCGAUUCAGGUGCUGCAGACAACUUUAUGGAUGAAAACUUUGCAAAAAACGCAGCCUUGAAUCUGAUCCAAAAGGCCACACCCUUGACCGUUGAGGCCAUAGAUGGUAGACCACUUGAUAAAUCUCUGGUGACCCAUGAAACCCAAGAAAUGGUUAUGGCCGUGGGUGCCUUACACAAGGAAAGGUUAACCUUCCAAAUAAUUGACUCCCCUACAACUUCCAUCGUCCUGGGCUUUCCCUGGUUAGUUAAGCAUAACCUGGUACUUGAUUGGGGUUGUUUAGAUAUACUCUCCUGGGGGAAUCUUGUCAACAAGACUGUAUGGCCUGUUUACGUCCCGUUUGCUUACUUAAUGUGCCUACAGCUAGACCACUUUCUGUUUCUGUCCCUCCUGUGUAUGCAGACCUCGCAUUGGUCUUUGAAAAAAGGGAGGCUGAUAAACUACCCCCACACCGGGAUUAUGAUUGUGCCAUAAACCUGUUACCUGGUACUAUGCCUCCUAGGGGUGAGGUCUACACGCUUUCAGAGAAAGAAAACCAGGUCAUGGAGGAGUACAUACAGGAAUCCUUACGUAAAGGUUUUAUCAGAAGGUUCUCCUCUCCGGCGGGUGCUGGUUUCUUUUUUGUUGCCAAGAAAGAGGGCGAUUUGAGGCCAUGUAUAGACUACAGGGGCCUAAAUAAUAUAACAAUUAAAAACGCUUAUCCUAUCCAUCUCAUUACUGAGUUGUUUGACCGUGUUAAAGGUUCUAGAUAUUACACUAAACUAGACCUCAGGGGGGCUUAUAACUUGGUUCGUAUAAAAGAGAAUGAUGAAUGGAAGACAGCGUUCAAUACACGCAGUGGGCAUUACGAAUAUCCAGUCAUGCCUUUUGGACUGUGUAAUGCUCCUGCUGUCUUUCAGGACCUCAUAAAUGAUGUCCUUAGAGAUUUACUGCAUGUCUGUGCCAUGGUUUAUCUCUAUGAUAUACUUGUAUAUUCUCCUGAUUUGGAGUCACAUCAUGUCCAUGUGAGGAUGGUACUUAAGAGAUUGCUGCAGAACGGUCUUUAUUGUAAAUUGGAGAAAUGUUUAUUUGACCAAAAAUCAGUACAAUUCCUAGGGUAUGUAAUUUCUGAACAGGGAUUCAGCAUGGAUCCUUCAAAAUUAGAAGCCAUAUUGUCUUGGCUUCUUCCUCAAGGCCUUAAGGCAAUACAGCGAUUUAUAGGCUUUGCCAAUUAUUAUCGCAGGUUUAUUAAAAACUUUUCAUCAGUCAUUUCUCCUAUCACGAAACUGACUAAAAAGGGUUUGCACCCCAGGGUUUGGACUCCUGAAGCCGUUAAAGCCUUCGAAACUCUCAAAAAGGCAUUUGCCACUGCCCCUGUGCUACACCAUCCUGAUCCUUCCCUUUGUUAUGGAAGUAGACGCUUCAGAAUCAGGUAUAGGAGCUGUAUUAUCACAAAGACUAUCGCAUAACGAACCCCUCCAUCCCUGUUGUUACUUUUCUAAAAAGCUGUCUGAUUCGGAAAAGAAUUACGACAUCGGGAACAGGGAACUAUUAGCUAUUGUGAUGGCUUUUAAAGAAUGGAGGUACUUAUUAGAAGGAGCUAGACACAAAAUCCUGGUUAUAACUGAUCAUAAGAAUCUCUCCUAUAUAGCAGAUGCUAAAAGGUUGUCCUCUCGUCAAGCCAGAUGGUCCUUAUUUCUUUCACGCUUUCAGUUCAUUAUCACAUAUAGGCCUGGGUACCGUAAUGUCAAGGCUGAUGCUAUCUCCAGACAAUACGAACCUUUGGAGUCAAUUGCCCCCGCUCCUGAACCCAUUGUACCUACAUCUAAGAUAAUAGCUGCUACCCGUUUGGUUAUUUCGUCUCUUUUCCUUGAUAGUGUCAAAACAUACCAAACCCAAGCACCCUCUGAGACACCUUUUGGUAGAUUAUACGUGAAAGAAAAAGAUAGAAAGAAAUUGUUAGCUUUAUUUCACACCGCCAAAACGGCUGGUCACCCAGGGGUUACCAAAACAUACAAGGGUCUCUUUCAACAAUUUUGGUGGCCCUCACUUAAGCAAGAUGUAGUGGAUUAUGCUCAGGCUUGUCGUGUUUGCGCACAGUGUAAGUCCCCUAAUGUUAAACCCCCGGGACUCCUAAUGCCUCUAUCCGUGCCCAAGAAACCAUGGACCCACUUAUCCAUGGACUUCAUUGUAGAUCUUCCUUCAUCUGGUGGUCAGACAGUAAUUUUGACUGUGACCGAUAGGUUCUCUAAAAUGGCACACUUUAUUCCACUUAAGAAACUACCUUCUGCGGUUUAGUUGGCUCAAGUAUCUGCCAAAGAGGUGUUCCGCUUGCAUGGUAUACCACAAGAUAUCAUAUUCGACAGGGGUCCUCAAUUUGUCUCUCGGUUUUGGAGGGGCUUUUGUGCUGAGACAGGGAUCUCCUUGUCAUUUACGUCCUCCUAUCAUUUACGUCCUCCACAAUCUAAUGGAGCCGCCGAAUUAGCAAAUCAAUCUGUAGAGUUAUAUUUGCGCUGCUUCACGAAUGCGCACCAGGACAACGCUGCCUUCCCUGGGCUGAAUUCGCCAGGAACACUGUGACUCAUUCGUCCACUGGCUUAAGUCCUUUUAUGGUUGCUUAUGGAUUCCAACCCUCUGUCCUUCCCGGCGUGUUCUCCGACAAGGGAAUACCCGCUUUGGACGAGCAACUCACCUCCUUACGGAAGAUGUGGGAUCAGGUCCAUGCUACUCUUUCUCGUGCGACUGCUACUCAGAAGAGAUUUGCUGAUCGUCGUAGGGGUGCUGCUCCUUCUUAUGUCCCGGGUGAUAGGGUUUGGUUGUCCUCUAAGAAUCUCCGCCUCAGGGUCCCAUUGAUGAAAUUCGCACCCAGGUUCCUUGGCCCCUAUAAGGUAUUGCGUAAGAUCAAUCCUGUGUCCUACCCCAUGGCCUUGCCUCCUUCCAUGCGUAUACCUAACACUUUUCACACCUCCCUUUUGAAGCCCCUGCUCUGUAAUCGUUUCUCUGGUCCUCUCAGGCGUCCGGAUUCCCCCCGCGCUGUCUCCAGUGAAGUGUACAAAGUGGCUGCUCUGCUUGAUUCUCGUUUUUCUCGGGGCCGGUUGCAGUAUCUAGUAAAUUGGAAGGGUUACGGCCCUGAGGAGCGGUCUUGGGUUUCUGCCUCUGACUUGAAUCCGCCCUCUUUGAUCCGCUCCUUUCAUGCGCGGUUUCCUUUGACGCCUUAGGCUUCCAGUCCGUCAGGCGGUCCUCGAGGGGGGGUUAUGUCAGGGGUCCGCGGGCGGCUGUGAGGGGAGGCUGCACGCCACUUGCAGCACUCACCCUCAGUCCGUCGCCGUCCCCUGGUCUCCCCUCCUCCUAUUUGUCGGCGAGCGGCGUCUCCUCUCCGCCGCUCGCGUCCUCCACACCUCCCAGCAGCAGCAUGUAUAACGCUGCACGCUGGGAGGUCGCAAAUUUAUGCAAAUUGACCCGGCGUUAAAGCAACAGUACCACAAUCACAGUGGGAGGCGUAGAUAUCUCCCACGUGUGAUUGUUAAUUCUGAUUGGAAGUUAUCCAAUCAGAAUUAAGCAAAGGGUAUUUAUAAGAAGAGCACUCUAGGGGAUAGUGCACGGAUACCAGGAGCUGACUUGUGAAAAUAACUUAAAAUCUGAUAAAGUGACUAAUAUAUAAAAUGAGUAAUAUGCAAAAAUGUGUAAAAAAAGAAUGUGUAAAAUGUUGGGUACUGUGCCUUUAAGAGCUGCAAAACAAAACAGAAGUGAAGGUAUAAAUGCUAGGUGACAUAUAAAUGCAGUGAAUAUGUGCCAAACUAAAAACUAAAAGACGUGCCCAUAAAAAUGUAUGGAGACAGUAUGUGUCAAAAAGAUGAAGGAAAAAUCUAUCUAUCUAUCUAUCUAUAUAUAUAUAUAUAUAUAUAUAUAUAUAUAUGUGUGUGUGCACGGUGAAUAGCACUUCCACUGGAUGAUGAACUAGAUAUAAAUAAAAGUAACAGUGUUGCAAAGAAUAAUAGCAAUGUUGCAAAUAAUAGCAGAAAGGCAACAAAGUGACUGGGACUGUGUAUUUAAAGCAGUCAAUCAAUUGCUGUAGACUGAAGUAAGGUAAAACAAACUGGAUAUAGUAAAAAAACAGUUUAUUAUAAACAACAAUAAAAAUUACUUAAAUAGGUAUAAAAACCAAAAAAUAUAGGUCAGGAACAGUAGAUGAUAUUGUUACCAGUCUUAUGAAAGUGGACAGAUGUUGUAAACCCUCGGACUGGCUGAGGAUGGAUGUGGAUUGAAUAAUGCCAAUUCGUCUCCUGAAUGCAGCUGCCGGUGAGGACGGUAUUUAUACUUACCUUUCCUGUCUCUCAGUGCCCUGUUGUGGUCUUGUGAUACCUGUAUUGCAGUUUGCGCAUGUUUCUCUCUGGUUACUGAUUAUUUGGCUCGUUAUUCCGAUUAUCCUGUCUUCUCCACUCCUUUGACCUCGGCUUGUUUCUCGUUCUCCCGUUUUAUGGCUCCCUUUACUUGGCUUGUCUCCUGACUAUUCUUAGUGUGCUUAGCCUGGCCACUCUAAGGACCCGUAUAGCAUCUUUCCUCUCUGUGUCCUGUUAGCGUGUUAGGUUCCGGAAUCGUGACAUUAAGAGAAAGGAGACUCUUCAUCUAUAGUUUGGUCUAAAAAUAGUAAGCCUGCCACUAUGUCAAGGUAGACCCUUUGAGCAGGAUCCUAACAUAACCUAACCUGUCAUUAUCCUGUCUUUUACUGUUGUAAAUGAAAUCUCAAAAUAGCAAAACUAAACAAAAAAACAGUUUAGCAGUAAUACUAUCAACACAAACACACUGAUGCACAGACACACACAUUGACAAAUACAGACAUACAUUCACACUGUGUAUUUGGCUGUUUGUAUUUCUUUUUUUUUUUUUUUUGUCAUCUGACAUUCAACAUAGGAUGGAUAGUGCCCCUAAGAUAAGAGUGGCACAAGUCCCACAUAUUGCCAUCACACCUGCCCCAGUCCUUCACACAUUCUAGAGCAUCUGACUCAUAAGUCCAAUCACAAAUUGAAAGUAGAACUCCGGGCCUCCCUGCAAAUGUUGUCGCACAUGCUGAGUGGUGGUCUCCCGAGGGUGAGUGAGAUGUUUAGUGGUCUGUCCCAGAGUAGGCCACUAGAAUUUUUUUACUGGCACUUGGGAUUUCUUUGGCCCAUUCAGCCCCUGAUGUGGUCUGCUGAGUAUAAGUGAAGGUGGAUGGCCAGCUGGCUGGCUCAUAAAGAGCAUGGGUGUGUGGGCGGUCGGCCAGUUAGCUCAAGAGGAGCAUGGGCGGGCAGUCAGCCGGCCAGCUAAAGGGAAAGCAUGGGCGUGCAAGCGGUCGGUCGGCCAGCCAGCUGAGGGAGAGUGUGGGCAUGCGGACAGGCUAGAUGCUCCUGGAGGAUUGAGGCAGACGGACAGGUGCGCGAGGGAGCUGUAAGCUCUGCUCAUUCGCGCGUCCUCCAGUGAUGCUAAGAGCCGGGCUAUGACGUCAUUCCGCCCAAGCAUCACUAAACAGCGCUGUAUGGAGCAGAGCAAGGUGAUGACUGAAGCCCCACUGGACCAAAGGGAAAGCCAAACCAUUCCAGCUUUCCCAAGGGUAGGGAGGCUGGGUGGUCACAUUUAUGUAUGUGCCAAAAUGUGUGUUAUUAUUGCAGUAAUAGUGAAUGCGUGUGUGUCUCAGUGAGUGUAUAUGUCAGUGAGUGAGUGUAUGUCAGUGAGGGUGUGUGUCUCUCAGUGUGGAUGUGUGUUUGUCUGUCAGUGUGUGCGUGUCUGUCAGUGAGUGAGUGUGUGUGUGUAUCUGUCAGUGAGUGCAUGUGUGUGUGUCAGUAAGUGAGUGUGUGUGUGUGCCUGUCAGUCUUAUGCUGUAGUGGUUCUGGUGACUAUACUGUCCCUUUAAACCCUUAAGGACACAUGACCUGUGACAUGUCAUGAUUCACUUUUAUUCCAGAAGUUUGGUCCUUAAGGGGUUAAGAAUUUUAUUUUGGACAUUGUAAAACUGGCUCCUAACUUUUUUUGCUGGUUCCUAGAUUCUAAGCAAAUUUGUCAAACCCUGCACAUUAAAGUGUUUUCAAUAAAGCCUAAAAUAAAUUCCAGCCCCAACAUCGCUAAUCGGCACACGAGGGAGCAAAGCAGGACAGUAACAGCUCCCUCACCGCCCACCCGCCUAUAGUAUGCACAGCUGGCGGCCCAUCGAUCCACUCCAGCUCUCCCAAAGGUAAGGAGGCUGGUUGGAAUAAAGUUGAAUUAAAACAUGUAAUAAUUUGUGAGUGUUUGUGUGUGUGUUUUUCAGUGUGUGUGUGUGUGUGUGUGUUUGUGUCUUUCAGUUUGUGUGUGUGUGUCUGUCUGUCGUCGUAUGUGUGUCUGUCUAUGUAUUUGUGUCUGUCUGUCAGUGUAGACACCUUGUGUGUCUGUAACAAGGCCAAAAAUUCAAGGGUAUGCAAACUUUUGAGCACAACUGUAUAUAUAAAAAAGCAAAAGAGCUGUACAGACGUGCGUUAGUGGAGCUUGUCUCUGCUAUGUGCAUUACUAUGACUAAAACGAAAUCGAAAUUUGCCACCAAAAUUAAAACUGCUCAACAAUAAAAUGUGUAAAAGAAAUAUCGAAUCCAAUGCAUUGAGGAUGAAAAGGGCCUGUGUGGCAAGCGCAGCGCUCAACCAAUGAAAUGGAGGUUAGUUGUAAGAGCAGAGUUUGACUACUGCCGAUUUACAUUUUAGUGAAUACCCUGGAAGGUGGAAAAGAUGGAGAAGUUUUGAGAUUUUUUUUACUCUUAUUCUCCAUUUCUACUUAAUAUGUUGCAAAAUACUUGUCAAUUUGUCUGAAUUCACUUUAUGGUAAAUGCAUUCCGUAGUACACACAAAGUUGAUAUCCAAAAAUAUUGUAAUCUAUGCUGUAGCCUGCAUACCUUUGUCACAAAAUAUAUAAUGACUUCUUUGUUGUUAUUCAAAUGGUUUGCUAAAUUCCAGCACAGAAAAACUCAAAAACAAAUGUGAAAAUUAUCAUAUAAACAGAUAAUAAUACAAACCAACUGAAACAAGUGUAUUAGUACAAUAUUGAAAAAAUGUGUGUAUCCAACUCACAUGUACCAUAGUUCUGUCAACCUUGGCUCUGGGUAUAAAAGGCUCCACUUGGGGGGGAGAUGUCCCACAAUAUCCAGAAUCACCAGCCACCCAUCAUCAUUAACUUGGAUCUUAAGCAGGGAGAAACCAGAGAUAAACAAGAACCCAAUAGUGCAAUAUCAAUGUAUAUAUUUCUUAGACACAAUAAAAAAGAAGCUUACUUAAAAUAGUGGUGAGUUUCCCAAUCGGGUACCCACAUUCACGCAUGACAAAUAUUUAAAAACCCAUGGCCAGCAUCAGAUCAGACUGGUUUCAGUCACUCAGGGUUCCUCAGCUCCUUGGAAUGUCUUGUGUGACGCGUUUUACCCGCCUCCCUCAGGCUUCAUCCAUCACCAUCUUUCCCAAGAAAGUAUUCCUAUGUGCAUCACGUCCCUAAUACUCCUCUGUUAGGAACAUUGCAUUGGACGAAUGCCUGGAAUGCGACACCUCCAUGACGAUGCUGGGGGAGGUGGAGCGGCACCAGCACCAAAGGAGUUUUGAUGCUAGAGAAAAGAUAAGUAAAACUUUCAUCUUACUUAUUUCUGUUACACUCAGUGGGACAACUAAUCUAAAUAGAGACAGGGUUACUAUAGCUUUAGGAGUACAGGUUUGUCGUCGUAAUGCUAUAGUGUUACUUUUAACAUUUUUAAGCAGAGGUACAUAUAAAAAUACACAAGUGUUUUGUCCCCCAUUUUAAAUUUUUCAACAUGGCUGUUUUAGGUUAUACAUUGCCAUAACAGCACUAGGAGCAAUAUCUAAAUCAAUGGUAAAUAUUAGAAGAAAGAAAACAGACACUGUGACCUGAAUUUGUCUGGAUUCAUUGCCUCCAAAAGACAGGGUGUUGUUGGAUCUUAACCACUUAAACUGCAUCUAUCUUUUUUUGUAUAUUGUUUUUUUAAAUAGACGUAUGCUGUUUGAAAUCUCAGAAAACAUUACCAAACAGGACCACAAAGAGAUUAUCUUUCUCCUGAAGCUCACUAAAAAGCAAAAGGAAUGCAAGGUAAGGAACUAAAAUUCCGAGAUAUAUACACAGGUAUAUCACUGUUCACAACAGAAAAGGCAAUCAAUUUAUGAUAUAUCACUUAUCUCAAGAAUAUGAAAAACAAGCUCCUAAGUCUCUGGCCUCCCAGCAGUAAUACUUAAUAUUGCUCUUCCACAAGGGAUCUAAGGUAGUUGAUAUAAUAUGGAUAAUAACCUGAAUGACUAUGAUUUUUUAAGUAUUGACAGGUGGUGAGAUGUGGAAGAAUUAGGAGCUAAAGAACAAUUGUCUGGUAGCAUCAUUAAUUAUGAUUUUAAGCAUUGUAAGCAGAGCUUAAUUAACUAUAUGGCUACCCAUUAGACAGGGGUCCAUAAGACCAUGAAUAUCCUUGGCCCAUUAACCAUCCCUAUGUGAAGAUUAAAGGGGUGGGGAGGGGGAUUAAGUGAGACCAACAAUGAACAUGUUUCAAUUCGUUAAGGAGAUAGUCAAAUCUGGGAAAAUAAGUUUUACAUGCAUUGGGUUUCAGGAUGCAUGCUGUGUUUUUAUAAUAAAAGCUCGCGGAUUUGGAGAUUGAUUGUAUGUGGGUAGGGGAGGAAAAAAGAUUGCCAUCAAAGAGGAUCCCAUGGCACUGAGCCUGUGCAGUAGAACUGAUGGUGGCAGAAGGGAUGCUAAAAAUUGAGGAUGAGCAUUUGAAGGAAAAACAAGAAAUGUAUUUUUUUGAGGGGCUGAGUUUCAGGAACAGACAAUGAUCUUAUGAGAUACAGAGGAAAGGUAUCUUGAUGACAAUACUGAAGGAAAGGGUCGGGGGAAGAUACGUAGACCUGGAUGCAAUCAGCCUAAAUGAUGUAAUGAUGAGAAAACCCAGGAUGGAUGUGUAAAGGGAGAACAGAAGGGAUUUAGAACACCAAAGGGAAAACGGUACACUGGUGCCAGUAAAGGAGACAUUGAACAAACACUAGCACAGUUAGGAUGAAAUAACAAGAAAAAGGAAACUCAAAAGGCUGGAAAGUGGGAGGGGAGGAAAAGACACUCCCGUAUCCCACUGCCGAGCCUCCAGAGUAUAGAGGUCACCUGGACUGGUAAAAGGGGGUAACCCUGGAAAUUGUAGAAAAAAGGAAGAAAAAAAACCAAAAAGGGAUGUCUUAUAUAAAGACCGCCCAGAGGGUAAAUACCCAGUCCAAUCUCAACAGUAGUGUAGUUGCCAAAAAAUAAAAAAGCCUUUAUUGAAAUCUAUUAAAAAACCUGGGUAAUCAGUGAUGGACAGAAUAAUAUAGGGAGAAAUAUGUAUGGUAGGAACAAGGCUAAUCAAGAGCCAACCCUCACAAGAAACGGAGAGGGGAUAGAAGGCAAUAUGUACCCCCAUACAUAACUCAGGUAACAAAGCAGUAGGAAAGAACAGGGAAAGGGAGAAACACACACUCCCAACCAAACAGUAGUGCUAUGCUAAUACCCUAUCUCCUAUAAAACACCUUCGUGGGUGUUCUAAUCUAAAUGCUGUCAUAACAUCUGAAGCCCCAGGUUACACACACAUACUAGAAAAACAUAAAUGAAAAGGUGCUCAGAGCAAAGUGCUCAAGAGAGUAUUAAAAACACAGAAGAACCCGACGUACGUUUCGGCGUGACCACACGCCGUCCUCAGGGGUAUCAGCAGUGAGCAAAAAACUGUCCGGGUGGUAAAUUUAUACCUUAAGCUCAUAAGCUUUAUUGUAAUCACCUGUGAUUGUGUCUAAAUUGCUCCGGUCCUCCUGUGAAUGGGGCUGUGGGGGUGUGGUGUAACACACCAUAGUGUCAGCCCACAUUUCUAUGUCAGAGGUAGCCAGAACAGAAAUCAGGUGAAAGGGAAUUAACCCUUUGAGUGCCCCGCCCGGAACAGAUAUAAAUGGAUACUUACUAUAUCUAAAAGGCAGUAUCCAUAGCUUAAAAAUUAACCCUUGGAAUGUCCAAAUUGUAUCAUAUAGGUCAAGUGUGUGGAUUGAUUCUUAUGGCUGUAUUGUGUAGCUUUAGUACAAUUAAAGAAACAACUUAUAACCGUUGUGAACCAGUAAGGGAUAAGUACAAUGGCUAUAUGGGCAGUCAUACACAGAAGCCGACAAUUCUUUUAUUGCCACUGUAAAUAGUAACCCAUUAGUUUAUGCAACACAAAACAGACCCCUAAACUCUUAGACCUAUAAUACAGGUAAAAUUAAUGGACAUAUGAACACCAAAUAUAAUAGAAAUAAAUAAAGAAUAUAUACAUAUAUACAGGCAUAACUUAAGAUACCAUUUAUUAUCAGAAUUAUUGCAGUACUUUAAAUAAACGGGGAAUAUGAAAACCCUUCAUUUAGCCCCAGGGGAGAUAGCGUUUUGAGAUGGUAAAUCCAAAACGCCUCUCUUUGUCUUAGUUUUAGGUCCCAGUUUCCUUUCCUAGGAGGCUGUGGUACAUGUUCAAGACCCAUGAACCGGAUGCCUGCUGAGGAGUGAUUGUGAUGUAGAUGUAAAUGCCUUGAGACGGGUGUUUCCAAACGUCUCUUGACAGAAUUUACAUGUUCACGUAUCCUUAGCCUGAAGUGGCGAAAAGUCUUGCCUACAUAUUUUAGGCCACAGGAGCAAGACAGUAGGUAAACUACUCCUGUUGUGUUACAAUUAAAGAAGGAACGUGGUUUGAAAUUCAUUAAGCCCUUGCUGUCAGAGGCCCUCUUGGUAAUAACGGGCAUGCACUGCAGUGACCACAUUGGAAAGAACCCAUUGGUAGGUAUUUUUGAAAAUAACCUGACGGGGACGUAGUUGAGAGGUGACUAGGUGCUAGGAUAUCUCUCAAGUUUUUGCCCCUCCGUGCUGUAAUUGAAGGGAGUGAUGGCAGAAUUUCCUUCAGAUGCUUAUCUGAUUGGAGGAUAGGCCAGAAUUUUUGAAAGACAUUCAGCAUAGUGUCCUAUCCUGCAUCAUAUGUACCUAUGCAGCGUAUUUUAUUUUCCUCAGUCUUACGACCCCCAUCUGUAAUUAGGGUUUCCCGUUCAGUGUGGAUUGCCCUCAGAUAGGCUCUUUUCAGAACCCUAUUUGGGUAACCUUUGGCCUUAAACAUGUGACGCAGCUCAUUUGCUUUUAAUUUGAACUCCUCCAUCGUGGAGCAGUUUCGUCGAAGUCUCAAAUAUUGGCCUAUUGGGAUACCGGAUUUGAGUGAUAUGGGGUGAUGACUAGACCAGCAUAGCAGGUUAUUUGAGGCUGUCUUCUUUCUGUACAAGGUUGUUUCAAUUUUGCCUUCUUUAGAUACCUGUAGUGCUAGAUCUAGAAAGGAAAGGUUUUGACCCCCUACUUCACUAGUGAAUCGUAAGUUAAAAUCGUUGCUGUUCAGCAGACAUACAAAUUCUUUGAAUCUCUCUGAUGUAUCAAGCCAAAUCAAAAACACAUCAUCGAUGUAUCUUUUCCAAUAGAAGAUCUGAUUAGUGUAUGAUUUCAGCUUAGGAUCUGCCCUAAUACACCUUUCCCACCAGCCUAGAUGGAGAUUGGCAUAUGAGGGCGCACAAGACGUCCCCAUAGCUGUACCAGUGGUCUGGUGGAAGAUUUUGCCAUUGAACAGAAAGAUAUUAUGAGUCAAAAUGAAUUCAAGUAAUUCCAUCACAAAAUUCACAUAAUGUUCAGGUAGGUCAGUUUCAAGAUUUAAUAGUUGACGGGUAUGUUUAAUACCUAGGUUAUGAGGAAUUGAGCUGUAAAGGGCCUCCACGUCAAGGCUACACAGGAUAGCGUUUGGAGGUAAAGUAAGGUUGGUCAAUAAAUGCAACAUUUGUUUAGUAUCUCUAAGGAAAGAUGGUAGCUUCUGUACUACUGGGGACAGAAUUUUAUCCACAUAAAUGCUUACAUUCUGAGUUAGAUUAUCACAACCAGAAACUAUCGGCCUACCGGUCGGAUCGGUUAGUGAUUUGUGCACUUUAGGCAAACAAUAAAAAGUAGAUAGACAUGGUUGUUUGGUGCACAUAAAUUCAAACUCAUCCUGAUUAAUGAGUUGAUGAUUCACAGCCUUAGUAAGCAUAGUUUUUAACUCAGCUUGGAACGCUUUUGUAGGAUCUUUUACUAGUAUGCGGUAAGUAUUUUUAUCGGAUAAAAGUCUUUCAGCUAUACGAAUGUAGUGGUCUCUGUCAAGUAUCACCACAUUGCCCCCUUUAUCAGAGGGUUUGAAAAUCAAAUUUGUAUAGCUCUGUAGUUUUUUCAGGGCUAUUAGUUCCUGAGUAUUAAGGUUGCCAUUAGGGGAUAGAUCAAAAUCAUCCAUUUUUGCCUUAUCUAUUUCCCUAGUAACCAUUUCCAAAAAUACCUCCAAAUUUUUAUAAUCCUGAAAAUGAGGGGUAAACUUACUCUUGGGUUUCAAAUUAGUAUGUGGUAUAUCAGAUUGUAUAGUACCAUCUCCAGAGUUAAGUAAUUCCACCAGAGUGUCUAAGCACUCCAAGUCAUUUGGUGAUAGACCCAAGCUUUGGGCCUUAGUUUCUUUACGUACUGCAUGGUAUUUAUACAAGGCAAGCUUUCUCACAAAAAAGUUUACAUCCUUAGUCCAGUUGAACUUGCUGAAUGUUGGAAUGGGUACGAAUGAAAGACCCUUCUCCAAUACGCUAAGUUCGGUCUGACCAAGGAUGGUAUCAGAGAGAUUAAUAAUACGCAGAGAGGAUGCUAUCAUUCCCUGCGUUGUCUCUGACUUCUGCCCCUGUAUCUGGUGUGCGGACCCUGAGUUAGAUCCGCUUGUCUUAAUCCUAAAAAAUCCACCCCCUUUUUUAGAAUACUUUUAGUUGGAUUCCUAGGAGUAGGGGUUUGAGGUUUUUCAGUUUCAGUAUCGGUUGAUUCGUACUCAGAUGUACUGAAUUGGUCAGAGUCUACUUUGGAUCUCUUUUUAAAAGAACAGUAAAUUCUACCUUGUUCAAAGUCCUUUGUAUCUCUCAUAUACUUCUGGUGUUUCCUCACUUUUAUAAUGUGAGAGAAUUUGUCCAGAUUGGAUUUGAGUUUUAUCUCUAGUGAUUCAAAUUGUGGUUCUACUUUAAAACCCUGGACCACCUCAAUCUCUUUAUCCAGUUCUAGUUGGACAUUGGAUAGUUUAAUAGACUCAUAUUUACAAAUAAUACUCAUGAACGUAUUUGAGCAUUUAGUAGCUGCCUCAUCCCAUUCUUUAUAGAAGUCUUCCAUCUCGACUUGUCUUGAUGGAGAGGUCUGAACUCUUAGCCCUCUAGGGAUGAUAUUUUUAGAGAUGUAUUUCUCGAGAGUGGAGACUUCCCAGCUUAUCUUAAUUUGUUGUUUAAAGAGUUUAGUAAGCUUAUUAAAGCUGGUGUGAAUAUUAGGGGGAGACAGUGUAUCUAGUGUACUUUCAGUACUGAACACAGAAUCAGCGUCCGCACACCAUGUACUUGCGCUGGGUUUUUUAGACAGAAAGCCUGCCAUUGUAGUUUGGAAAAAAGGUUAUAAAAACUGAUAAUAGUAAUGGUGGUGACCACACGGUGAGUAACACCAAUAUAAUUAAAUAACAAGAAAAAGGAAACUCAAAAGGCUGGAAAGUGGGAGGGGUUAUAAGUUGUUUCUUUAAUUGUACUAAAGCUACACAAUACAGCCAUAAGAAUCAAUCCACACACUUGACCUAUAUGAUACAAUUUGGACAUUCCAAGGGUUAAUUGUUAAGCUAUGGAUACUGCCUUUUAGAUAUAGUAAGUAUCCAUUUAUAUCUGUUCCGGGCGGGGCACUCAAAGGGUUAAUUCCCUUUCACCUGAUUUCUGUUCUGGCUACCUCUGACAUAGAAAUGUGGGCUGACACUAUGGUGUGUUACACCACACCCCCACAGCCCCAUUCACAGGAGGACCGGAGCAAUUUAGACACAAUCACAGGUGAUUACAAUAAAGCUUAUGAGCUUAAGGUAUAAAUUUACCACCCGGACAGUUUUUUGCUCACUGCUGAUACCCCUGAGGACGGCGUGUGGUCACGCCGAAACGUACGUCGGGUUCUUCUGUGUUUUUAAUACUCUCUUGAGCACUUUGCUCUGAGCACCUUUUCAUUUAUGUUUUUCUAGUAUGUGUGUGUAACCUGGGGCUUCAGAUGUUAUGACAGUAUUUAGAUUAGAACACCCACGAAGGUGUUUUAUAGGAGAUAGGGUAUUAGCAUAGCACUACUGUUUGGUUGGGAGUGUGUGUUUCUCCCUUUCCCUGUUCUUUCCUACUGCUUUGUUACCUGAGUUAUGUAUGGGGGUACAUAUUGCCUUCUAUCCCCUCUCCGUUUCUUGUCAGGGUUGGCUCUUGAUUAGCCUUGUUCCUACCAUACAUAUUUCUCCCUAUAUUAUUCUGUCCAUCACUGAUUACCCAGGUUUUUUAAUAGAUUUCAAUAAAGGAUUUUUUAUUUUUUAUUUUUUGGCAACUACACUACUGUUGAGAUUGGACUGGGUAUUUACCCUCUGGGCGGUCUUUAUAUAAGACAUCCCUUUUUGUUUUUUUUCUUCCUUUUUUUCUACAGUUAGGAUGAACACAGGGCAGAAUCACACAGACCAAUGUUACAAUGAAAGCAGCAGAAACAUCAAGAUGAAUUAAUAGAGUAACUGUGUCUGGAUUUAGCAGCACUUCGGUUUUUGUUGUUUCAGUAGAAGGUCAAGACCAGAUACUAAAUGGAAGCAGGUCAAGAAGUGAGUUUGCUUCAAGGAAACUUCCAGUCUUGUAUAUAAAAGUAAUAUAAAUGUGUAAGGCAGUGGUAGAGUGGAUCAUUUGUAACAGAUGGUUUUUAAUUGGUGUAACUGUUUGCAUAGUUAUAUAAAAUGGGAUAGACAUUGCAGGGAAGGGAGAGUGUGAAGAGUUUAGCAGGACCGGUGCAAGGGUUUUUGCCUACACAGGCGUGUCAUCAAUGAUUCUUAUAGAGAAUCACUGGAGCAUGGCCAUUAGGUGGACAGUCAUUGUGGGUGUGUCAUUACUGAUUCUCAUAGAGUAUAAAGGGUAAUCCAGACAUGGACCCCUUGCUCACGGUGCCUAGAGAGAUAUCAGCUAUGCCUCACUGAUGAUGCCUACCAAGGCUGAAACGAUCGUCUGGGGUUGCUGUAUCUCUCGUGCAGAGAGAAUUUGCUGGCAUUUCGGAUCUGGACUGCCCGUAUGGGUGGGACCAGUCUGAUAUGCUUCAGAUAUGUUCUCUCUGUAAUGGCACAAGAUGAGCUAAAACCAGCUUGAGUUCUGAGCGGGGACCCACUGAAGGGCAGGCUAUUUCAGCUGCUGUCCGAUCUCAGAAUACUCUUGCGACCCGGUUUUUGCUCUGAUUCUCAUAGAGAAUCACUGGAGCAUGGCCAUUGGUGGACAGUCAUUGUGGGCGUGUCAUUACUGAUUCUCACAGAGAAUCAAUGGAGCAUGGCCAUUGGUGGACAGUCAUUGUGGGAGUGUCAUUACGGAUUCUGAUAGAGAAUCACCAGAGCAUGGCCAUUGGUGGACAGUCAUUGUGGGAGUGUCAUUACGGAUUCUCAUAGAGAAUCACCAGAGCAUGGCCAUUGGUGGACAGUCAUUGUGGGAGUGUCAUUACGGAUUCUCAUAGAAAAUCACAGGAGCAUGGCCAUUGGUGGACAGUCAUUGUUGGCGUGUCAUUACUGAUUCUCACAGAGAAUCACCGGAGCAUGGCCAUUGGUGGACAGUCUGGAUGAAAUACAAGCAGGGAGAUAUGACAUGAAAUCAGAGGAGGAGCAGAGAAUCUGAUAAAAGUAAAGAUAAAAACAUGUGCUUCUAUAGCUAAUUUUUACACUAUUUAGGGGAAUAAAGCAUUUAGUGACACUAGGUUUACUGUUACGGGGGGGAAAAGGAUAUGCAUUUUUUGCCUAUACGGUUCCUUUAAGUAAUUUUGGCCUCGAUUACAAUCCAGCUGAGAACAUUUAUAAUCAAUAAUGUUUAUUGGCAGUUUAUCAGCUCCCAGUAUUUGACCACUCACAACACUAGCAGGGGGCUAUUGGGUGUGUGCUAUAAUAAUAAUAAAUGGGGAGGACUUAGUGUCCUGGUCGCCCCUCCUCCCCCCCCCCAUAGUCAGCGGUUGGGAGCUAAAAUAAUAAUAAAUGGGGGGACAUAUUGACCUCCAGCACCUACUCACAGGCGGUGGGUGUGGGCUAAUAAUAAUAAAUAAAAAAAUAAGUGACAGGUAGGGGCUAUUAAAGGGAAGCUAUUGGCACCAAGACAACUUUAGCUUAAUGACGCAGUUUUUGUAUAUAGAUCAUGACCCGGCAGUCUCACUGCUCAGUUCUCUGCCAUUUAGUAGUUCAUCCACUUUGUUUUUGCAAUGUAGUCACACCUUCCUUCAUGUGACUCACACGGUCUUCCUAAACACUUCUUGUAAAGAGAGAUAUGUUUAAACUCCCUUUAUUGCAAAUUAUGUUUAAUUUAGAAUUUCAUAUCUCCUGCUCUGUUAACAGUCGUCUAGAACCUACAGGAGCCUCCUGUGCAGGCCCGGACUGGCCAUCGGGCACACCGGGCAAAUGCCCGGUGGGCCUCGGUGGCCAUGGGCCGAGGCUGGCAGGGGAGGUCCCAGGAUCUCCCCUGCCGGUCUAUGCAGGGCCGGCGCUACCCGAGCGCCGGCCCCGCUGUUUGCCACGACGGGCCGGUGGGGAGAUCAAAGAUCUCCCUCACCGGACCAAAUGCAGCCGCCGGCGGGGAGAGAGGGAGGGAGACAGCCAGGAGAGAGGACCUGGCGGAGCGAUAACUUGCAGUUCCGCCGGGUUCCUCUCGCUAGAGUUCACUCACCCAUGAGGACCACCAGGGAACAUUGCCACCCCGCCUCCCAGUCCCAGGUGCCAGCGUGCCGGACCCCCCCUCCCAGGCUAGGGAGGGAGGUAAGAAGGGAGGGGGGGAUUUAAUGCCUGUUUUUUGUUUUUGUUUAUUUACCCCCCCCCAACACACACACAAUCCAUUCUAACAUUUAUAAAGCACUUUCACACCCAUCACACACAGCACUCUCACACACAGCACUUUCACACACAGCACUCUCACACCCAUCACACACAGCACUCUCUCACAGCACUCUCUCACACACAGCACUCUCACACCCAUCACACACAGCACUCUCACACACACAGCACUCUCUCACAGCACUCUCACACCCAUCACACACAGCACUCUCACACACAGCACUCACACACUCACUCACACACAUCACACAGCACUCACUCACAGCACUCUCACAGCACUCACACCCAUCACACACAGCACUCUCACACACACAGCACUCCCACACACACAGCACUCUCACACACACAGCACUCUCACACAGCACCUCACAGCACCUCACACCCAUCACACACACAGCACUCUCACACACACAGCACUCUCUCACAGCACCUCACACCCAUCACACACAGCACUCUCACACACACAGCACUCUCUUACAGCACUCUCACACACAGCACUCACACCCAUCACACACAGCACUCUCUCACACAGCACUCUCACACCCAUCACACACAGCACUAUCACACACAGCACUCUCACCAAGGCAACUUUCACACACACGGCACUCUCACACAUACGGCACUCUCACACACACCGCACCCCUCACACACACAUACUGCACCCCUCACAUACACACAGAACCCCCCCAACACACUGCACCACAAACAUACACAAUACUUCCAAAUAUAUAUAUAUACACACACACACACACACUACACUCUUAACAUACACACUCUGGAUCCCCUAUACACACACUAGAUUCCUUGUAAGCAAACACAUACUACACCCCUAAACACACACUACAUCACCUAUAUACACACACACACACACACUAUAGCCUGUAUGCACACACUUGCUAUAUCCCCAAUACACACAUUCUCUACAGCCCAUAGCCACAUAUGCAUCACAUUACACCACUUUACACCACAAACACAACACGACUAAAACCGACCUUAUUACACAAUACCACACCAUGACCAGCUCACUCUACACACACGCAAUACCACAAGCAGGCUCCAAACACAUGCACAAUACUCUUUCCUGGCCCUUUUGUCUCCUGGUAUCCAUUUAUAGAGACACCAGAGACAAGUUGCAAGGAAACACAGUGCAAGCAUGUUAUUAAAUUUGCUUGCACUGUGCAGAACAAAUACAGGACUUUUUUCUCAUGCUAGAGCUCUUCAGCAGAGCUCUGCGCAUGGUCUGCCCUGGGAGAGCAUUGAACCAACAUGCUCACUUUAAGAGGAGGCGUGUUUGUCAUUGGUGAUGACAAAACACACCUCCUCUGCCCCGCCCCCUUUUUAGUGGGCCGCUGUGUUAAAAAAAUGCCCGGGCAGAAUUUUUCUCCCAGUCUGGCCCUGCUCCUGUGUGUGAUUAAAGUUCAACUUACAGAGCUGGAGACAAAAACCUCUAAAGCAAACCAACAUGUGUUAUAAAAAUGAAACCAUGUUUUUCAUGCAGGCUGUGUGAGUCACAGCCAGAGAAGGUGUGGCUAUGGAUGCAUAGGCAGAAACAAAAGUGAUUUAACACCUCCUUAGGACUGCUGGUGGGCAGUCUUAUUUAAUAUACCAGGGGGUAUGGACAUAUCAUUGUCCACCCCCAAAUUGUCACAUAUUCCACCCUAGGAAGCUAGGGGUCCCCAAUUCCUUAAUUACCUUCCACCCCCAAAAUAAAAGUACCCUACCUAGUUAGGGAGGCACAAUUAAUCUUGGCCCUGUUAAAAAUUAUAUAUGUAUAUACAGAUACAUUUACCAACAGACGUAUUCUUUCUUCUUAAAACUUAAAAAAAUUGAAAGAAAAUAGAGCAAAUAAAAAAACCAUAAACUUUGAAAAUGAUAGAAAAAAACAUUAAUGGAAAGUCUUUGACAUUAAGAGGAGAACAUAAGAAAACAUAAGAAAUUCUGUCUUCCAACUGUCUUUUAGUCAUUCCUUGAUCUUCUGAGCUAUUUGGAGAAAAUGGAAACUAUCACUACAGAUGAUCUUACCGCUCUUGAAAAUGCCCUUAGCAAAGUUUCUCCAGAUUCGCUGAAAAUAAUUGGAAGAUAUAAAAAAGAAAAAGGUACACGUUGUAUCAUUCUAGUGGGCAUAACUAUAAUUUUGUAGAGGUUUCUCAUUUCUUUUUUUUUUUCUUUUCUUUUUUUGUGAGGUUUCUCAUAAAUGCUUUGUUUAAAGGACCACUCUAGUUUCAGAGAAACUGCUAUAAUUAUGAAUGGGUUAAGCCUUCCCCCAUUCCCUCUAGCGGCUGUCUCAUUGACAGCCACUAGAGGCGCUUGCGUGCUUCUCACUGUGAUUUUCACAGUGAGAGCACGCCAGCGUCCAUAGGAAAGCAUUAUGAAUGCUUUCCUAUGUGACCGGCUGAAUGCACGCGCAGCUCUUGACGCGCGUGCGCAUUCAGCCGCAUGGGAGGAGAAGAGGAGGAUCGGAGGAGGAGAGCUCCCCGCCCAGCGCUGGAAAAAGGUAAGUUUUUACCCCUUUCCCCCUUCCUGAGCCGGGCGGGAGGGGGACCCUGAGGGUGGGGGCACCCUCAGGGCACUAUAGUGCCAGGAAAACGAGUAUGUUUUCCUGGCACUAUAGUGGUCCUUUGAGUAUUCUCCCUCUUUGGAUGUUGUAGUUUUACAACCUGUAUUUUAAAUGGCCUUUUAUAUAAUAGUGGCACUAGCACUUCAACACAAACCUCCCUUGGAUGACUGUGGCCCAACCUUUCACUCAACAUAGAGUUAUUGUGAAAUAUACAUUUUCUCAUUAAUAAUAUCCGCCCCACUCAUAUGCUGCUGGCAUUCACUGGGCGAAGGCAUUAGCUGAUUCUCUACAAAUUGUCUUCCAAGGGUAAGAGAGAGUAUCAAAUGGGAAAUGUAGUCAGCUAGCUCAUUACCAUAAUCCCUCUGCCAUUAAUCCCAUUUAAUUAUUAUAGAAUUACAUUUGUUAAAGCAAUUGAGGAAAAUAUUUAUAUCUACACCUUGGACAUGGUAACAUUGCUUCUGAAAGCUGAAAAAGACAUGUUUAGAGGUGGAUAUCUGUUCAGAAAAAUUAUUGCAUUUUUUUAUUGUUAUUAUUUUAUGUUCAUCAUUUAUUCAUAAUUUUUUUAAACUUUUUUAAAGGAUCACUAUAGGGUCAGGAACACAAACAUGUAUUCCUUACCCUAUAGUGCUAAACCCACCAUUUAGGUGGCUUGCCACCCUAUAAAAGUAUAAAACUCACCUUAUUUCCAGCACCGUGCUGAUCCGCCGGCGCUGGCUCCACCCCCUUUGUGACAUCAUCAAAAUGGCCGAUUAUUAGCCAGUCCAAUGCUUUCCCAUAGGGAAAGCAUUGGAUUGGCUAAAAUCGGCACGGGGCAGGGCCAAAUGCUGUUUUGUCCAAUCAGGACCUCCUCAUAGAGAUGCAUUGAAUCAAUGCAUAUCUUUGAGGAAAAUCAGUGUCUCCAUGCAGAGCGUGGGGACGCUGAAUGGCAGGGCAGCACUGAGCCAGGAAGCACCUCUAGUGGCCAUCUAAGGAGUGGCCACUUGGAGGUGUCCCUAGGGGAAAUGUAAACACUGCCUUUUCUAUGAAAAGGCAGUGUUUACAUGAAAAUGCCUGAAGGGAGCUGUUAUACUCACCAGAACAACUACAUUAACCUGUAGUUUUGGUGACUAUAAUGUCCCUUUAAUGUUAUUCCUUAUAAUGAUUUUUUUUUUUUUUUUUUUUUAAAGUAGGUGAGAACAGAAUUAUGAUAUGUUGGUGUUCAAAUUAAAUCUUAAAGCCAUUUUAAUGCAUAUUCAUAGUUUGCUGUUCCUAAGGUGAAUUGUUUUCCUCAACAGCCCAGCAAGUUGAAGACCAGACGCACAACACGAAUAUAAUGUCACCUACUGAGUCUUUAGAGUAUGAAGGUGAACCAGAAGACUUGCAAAAACCACCAAUUUCCAUUCAGGUAACCUGGUUAAUCUGGCUUUAGAUCAGGCUGUAGUCUCAAGGCAAGGAAAUAGAUAAAUAAAGAAAAUAAUGUGCCAGUUGGUAAAGGGCAAAAAAAGUUUUAAGGGAUUAAAAACAAGCAUUAAAAGAGGGUUUAUGUAUUAAAUAAUGAAUGAUGGUAACUUAAAAAAUAAUUGCAAAAGGAAAACCAAACUAUCCGAUUUGGAGAAAUUGCUAAUUAUCAAAAUUAAUCUAGUUCAGCCUAUUUUUUUUAGUAAUUCAGGUUUUAAUUCACCACAGUUCACUGUCUAAUAAAUUCACCUCCUAAUAAUCUAGAAAAACUCCCAACUCUAUCAAUCGUGUUUAGCAUUUUCUUCUAAACAAUAUUUUCUGUUUCUAAUGCAGGUUAUGUCCCAAGAUCCAAAAGAAGAAGAAGAGCCACACAAUGGUACGUUUUUAUCGAAACCACUUAUUCAUUUGUCAGCAUCAAUACGUUCUGUUUUUUUUUUUUAUAUGUUUAUGAUUUAUUGUGUAAGAAAAUAAAGCGUCCAACCACUGUAGAUAGCAUUUGCUUUAAUAGGGAAAAGGGAUACAGAGUGAUAAAAUUUCCACCAAACAAUGUGGUCGUUAUCAAAUCAAAAUUUAUCAAAGAUUUCAUAAAGACCACGUUGUCUGGUGGAAACAUUAUCAGUAUGUAUCAAACUUUUUUAUUACAGCCAGCAAAUGCUAUCUAAAGUCUUGAGAUCCCUUAUUUUCUUGUUUUAUCUACAAAGGGUUUGGCCACUCUGGGUCCAUUGUUGCACCAGUGGGAUUUUCAGUCCCUAUACCGUGGUCAAAUGUCUUCCUAUGAAAUAUGAGAUAUAUUGAGUUAAUGUGAUUCCAGGUGCUUUAUUUCACGUAUACCAACGUUUGUAUCUGUUUAAACAAGGUUACAGGUUGGUUUUUACAUAUAAAAAUACAGCUACACACCCACUGACACACAUAUAGAUGCACACAGACAGGCACACAUAUAGACAGACAAAAAUACAGAUACACACUAACAGACAUACAGAUACACAACACACUGACAUACAUAUAGAUGCAGACACACAGAUGCACAGACAGACAUACAUAGACAGAUUAUUUUGUGCAAAACCAUGAAUUGAUGGGCAAACUCAGAUUCCCCAUUGUUUUAAAAGGGAAUUGUGUACUUCCAUUUACCCAGGAAGUGUUGAUUGAAUAUAUAGUUCAGUACUUGACAGCAACACAAUAUACAACACACACUGACAGACAGAUGCACACUGACAGACAGACAUACACACACACACACACAUUGAGAGACAUGCAGAUAUACACACACACACUGACAGACACACAUACAGACAGACAUACAGAUACACACACUGACAGACAUACAGCUCAAGUCUCUCUGGGAGGAAGUGAUCACCUGCCACUUCCUCCCAGGCUGCCAGUAAGUGAGGGGCUCUGUUAAAGGCCACAGUGCCAGACCAGGCUCAUGCUAACCCAUGCCCACUGUGUGACCAAAAACGCGAGGAAAGGGGGCAUAGUGAAGAGGCAGUGUUAUCUUGCAGAAAGCUACAAAAAUCCAGCUUGAAAAUAUGACCAAAACCUAUUUACUGCACCUAGGUUGAAGUCCAGAAUGCCUGGAGUGGAGUGUCUCUUUAAAUUCAAUGAACCCAGUGGCUUCACUGGCAGACAAUUGCCUUUUCUUACGCUGUACAUUAUGACUAACUGCACUGGUGAUGUGCUUUCCUCAUUUUAGGCACACGGAAAGGGAGUGUGGGAGAGCUGGUCCAAGUAAUACAUGGCGAAGCACAAAAAGACGGUAUUUAUUAUUAUUAUAUUUGAAAAGUAUUUGGUACCUCUGUUUCUCUAAAACCUGUGUAAUAUAUGUUUACAUAUUUUCUGUACAUUUUCUGUUUACACUUUCUCAUGUAAAUGUAUGGCUGUGGACACGACUGUGAUAAUUCAGCUAGUCAGUCCUCAUGUAAAUGUAUGGCAGAAGCUUUCAAAUGCGACAUUAAGCACAUGCCCAUUAGAUGUGUGAUGUCACGUGUGCAUGUGUGUGACGUUAGGUGCACAGUUAGAUUACCUAUAGAAAAUAACUUUAAAAUCGGUAGCAGUACUAUGAAAGCGAUCUUGGUGGUACUAUGUGAGGGAGUGCUAUAAUAUUUCCCCUCCUUUUUAAUUUAUAAAUAGAUGCUGAAGGAGGAGCUAUUUGAAGAUUAUUUUUGUGCAAAACCAUGAAUUGAUGGGCAAACUCAGAUUCCCCAUUGUUUUUAAAGGGAAUUGUGCAAUGCCAUAUACACAGGAAGUGUUGAUUGAAUAUAUAGUUCAUUACUGGAUUCAUCAUAUAAAUGGAGCUACCUUAGUUUUAUGAAGGAAGCUAUAGACAGGUGAAAAUUGCUACCGUGAUUUUAUGAAUGGAGCUAUAGAUUCAACCACGCAAUUGCACAUUUUCCUUCAUAGAAAAUUGCAAAGGAGAACUUUAGAGAAAGUGGGGACUUGGCGGGCGGCCGUAAAAGUGCAGCAAUUUUGCAAAUUGCUACUGUUGUAAAGCAUCACUAGUUUACUACUCUAAAACACUCAUAUUUGUGUUCAGUAAUGUCUCACAGGUACAACAGUACCCCCCAUAUCCAGGUUUCAUUGUGUUUUGGAAAGUUACAGGUUCAAAUAUAAGACUUGCUCAUUUCUGAUUUUGCACGUUAUGAGAAGAGGCUUGAAAAAGUAGACAACCCAGGAUAUUCAAAAUUGGAUAUGUCCAGUCUUUUUUAGUAGCUACUUAGUCACAAACGCUGGCCAAAGUUACCUUUCAUAUUAGUGUUUUGCAUUUUUUACACAAAAACUGCACUUUCACUGAUGAUACUGUUGUGAUACGUUUUACUGUUUUUAAAAAACUAAUAUUUGUGUUCAACGAAGUCUCCAGAGUACAACAGUACCCCCAUGUACAGGUCUUAUGGUGUUUUAGAAAGUUACAGUGUUAAAUAUAGGGAUUGCAAAUCAAAUUCCCUGGAUUGGGCUGUCAGACAGGUCCCUCAAAUUUUAAUUAAUAUGAUCACGUAAUUAUGUAAAAAGAAUGAAUAUAUAUAUAUAUAUAUACGUAUAAUUUAAAUAUAGAUACAUGUAGAUCUAUUUAAAUUCUACAUGUAUAUUUAUGUAUAUGUAAACGGCAAAGGGCCGCUAAGACACUCAUUGAGAGACAUACACACACAUUCACUGACAGACACAAACUCACACAAUGACGCACACACACACACACACACACACACUCACUGACACACACACACUCACUCAUUGACAGACACAUACACACACAUUCACUGACACACAUACAUUCACUGACACAUUUACUCACCAUCACUGUCACACUCACAUUCACUGACACACACUCACAUUCACUGACACACACUCACUGACAGACACUCACUCAAAUUCACUGACGCAAACACACAUUUUCCCUCAACACUCUCAAUUAUUAUUAUUUUUUUAAAUUUAAAUCCACCCAGCUUUUGGGAGAGCUGUGUGGAUUUUUCACCUAGGGUCUAGUGGGUCUGCUGGGCGGGCGGGCGUGCAGGUGUGAUCUCCCUGCUCAGCUCCCUCGCGCGCCGCAGAGUGAUGCCGGGAGCCGAACUGACAUCAUAGUCUGGCUUCCGGCAUCACUGCGGGUUGUGCGAGGGAGCUGAGCAGGAGAGCUCAGGGGAAAGUGAUGCCUUGCGGCCCGCCCGCGAAACAACUGGCUGCCUGUUUUUCAUUGCUCCAAAAAAUAAAUAAAUAAAAACACCAUUCACAAUUUAGCCAGCUCUUGAGCCCCCAUAAAACGAGGCAAACAAGGCAUUAGCCUGGGCAUUUGGGGGUGGCGUUUUUGCCUUGUUUUUUGCCUUGUUUGCCUCGCGGUAGACAAUAGCAAGGGCUAAUGGGAGAUUGAGGAGGAACAGGGCAGCUAGUUUAAACUGGCAGUGUCCUGGGGAAACAAUAGGAUAGAAAAAAGGGGGAGGGAUAAAGACACAUACAACCUGGACAAAUAAUACAUUCAACAUACCCUGCACCAAUAAUGUGCACAGGGUGACCAAAAUACAAGAGGAAUCUGGGGACCUACAUAUAGUGUCUGUCUUCCAUCCCCAGUGAUGGUGACUGCUGUCACACUCGGUACGAAUAUACUGCACACCUCAGUGCUAUUUUAUAUUUCAUGACUGCCAAGCACAGGAGUAGGUUGAUCACUAAACUUUAGCUGAGAGAUGACCUACUGAUAACUAGAAGUGUCACUGUGACAUCUGCACCCACCUUAUGUUAUUCACACUUUUGUUUUAUUUUGACCUGUUUUCUUUAUCAUUUUAAUUUACUUAUGUCUACAAUAGCCUUCUGACAAUAUGCCUCUUCCCAAAGGAGAUUAUAUAUCCUUCUUCAGUGUUGGCCACCUGGGGUUAGAUAAAACACAGAGGCAACUUUGCCUGCAGUCGCUAACCUUCCACAUGUUACUCAUUUUUGCUAUUCUGUAGCAAAGCCAUAUAUAUAUUUCCAUCGAUCUUUUUCCUGUUCUCUCAAUCUAGUCAGUUUACCUGACUGAACAAAUAAUUCUUAAUUCUAUUUUAACCCUGACUGGCAAACCACACUACAUUGUCUUAUUUCCUUUAAAAAAAAAUGUGCUUCAUUCCUGGCAUGUCUUGUGUUUCCAAUGUAAAGUAAUAUCGCAUGUUAUUGGGAAGACUAGAUGGGCCGAAUGGUUCUUAUCUGCCAUCACAUUCUAUGUUUCUAUGUUCCAAUGUACAGUGAGAGAAAAAAAAAAUUUGAUACCCUGCUGAUUUUGAACAUUUGCCACUGACAAAGAAAUUAUCAGUCUAUAAUUUUAAUGGUAGGUGUAUUUUAACAGUGACAGACAGAAUGACAAAAAAAAAAAAUCAAGAAAAACGCAUGUCAAAAAAGUUAUCAAUUGAUUUGCAUGUCAGUGAGUGAAAUAAGUAUUUGAUCCCCUAUCAAACAACAAGAUUUCUGGCUCCCAGGUAUCUUUUACACAGGUAACAAGCUGAGAUUAGGAGCACUCUCUUAAAGGGAGUGCUCCUAAUCUCAGCUCGUUACGUGUAUAAAGGGCACCUGUCCACAGAAGCAAUCAAUCAAUCAGAUUCCAAACUCUCCACCAUGGCCAAGACCAAAGAGCUGUCCAAGCAUGUCAGAGACAAGAUUGUAGACCUACACAAGGCUGGAAUGGGCUACAAGACCAUCACCAAGCAGCUUGGUGAGAAGGUGACAACAGUUGGUGCGAUAUGAUAUGAACAAAUGGAAGAAACACAUAAUAACUGUCAGUCUCCCUCGAUCUGGUGCUCCAUGCAAGAUCUCACCUUGUGGAGUUUCAAUGAUCAUGGUUUAGGAAUCAGCCUUGAACUACACGGGAGGAUCUUGUGAAUGAUCUCAAGGCAGCUGGGACCAUAGUCACCAAGAAAAUAAUCGGUAACACACUACGCUAUGAAGAAAUGAAAUCCUGCAUCACCCGCAAUGUCCCCCUGCUCAAGAAAGCACAUGUACAUGCCCGUCUGAAGUUUGUCAAUGAAAAUCUGAAUGAUUCAGAGGAGAACUGGGUGAAAGUCUUGUGGUCAGAUGAGACCAAAAUCAAGCUAUUUGACAUCAACUCAACACGCCGUGUUUGGAGGAGAAGGUGUGCUGCAUAUGACCCCAAGAACACCAUCCCCACCGUCAAAGAAGGAGGUGGAAACAUUAUGCUUUGUGGGGUGUUUUUCUGCUAAGGGGACAGGACAACUGCACCGCAUCAAAGGGACGAUGGAAAUCUUGGGUGAGAACCUCUUUCCCUCCGCCAGGGCAUUAAAAAAGGAGUUGUGGGGGGCGGGGCCGGGUGGCCAUGCCAGAAGGCUGCAAGUCACGAGGGCUCCUGAGGAAACAAACUAUUUUCGAUUGAAUACCCACCUUAUCCUGCUUGUACCACCCUGGGGGUCCAUUACACAUGGCUCUGGAGUGUCCCGGUGUAGCUGGAGUGCCUGAUAUCGGGUGGUUCUGGGUCCUGGUGAGAGACUCUGAGGCUUGGGGAUUGAGGCCUACCCGGUAGGAGAGUGGGGCAGACAGCCUCUGCCUCGCUUUCCGUCCUGACCGAAGCAAACUACCACUUACCUGGUGCCUUCUUGGUCCCAUUCACCCCCCCUUUGGAUCGGCGCAGGUUAUCCUGGUCCCCACCAGGCACGCUACCACCUUUACAUCUCACCUGGGUGGCUCAGCGCGGGGGUGAAAGGCUCCCACUCGGUCUCAUUAAAAUGGCCGAGGGCAGCGCAGCAACCCCACUGGCUGAGAAGGAGAACCCUGUGUGGCAUACUAGUGCGGUGCUCAUAAAUCACACAGCCAGAGUUGACACAGCGGGAGUUCCUUGCAGGCUCUCAACCUCCCAUGUGAACACUCCUGGAACAUGCCCGACAGCAGGCAAGAACCAUAGCAGCCUCCAGGUAUUACACCUACCCAUACCGCAGCGGCAGUCUCCUGGAGCGAACUCGGGGCUUACUCUGACUGAACACGCCUCACCAACAAUCAGUAAGCCUGCACCAGUGGCCUAUAUUGGGAGAGCACCCAAAGUCAUCGUCCCCAUGCACCAACCUCACUGUGAUGCUGCCCGCACCAGAGUGCUAAGGCUUGCAAGACACCGUGCCCAAACUCACCCAGCAACCGGGAAGCUUGUUGACAGAGGUCGGCGGACACUGCACCACACGGCGGGACUAUGGGACUCAGUGGACCUCUUGAGGUACCCUACAGGGACUCUCCCCAGGCCUAGGAAUGGGCUGCGUUUCCCCUGACUCUUACUUUUCGCUCUGCCGGAGCUGACAGUCACCCCAGCCCUUUACGUUAAGACGCACACCAUAUGCUGUGCCACUUAUAGCCUCAUCAGAUGUUGCUGUAGCUGCAGUCAUUGAUAAGCAAGUUAAGUUUCCUACCUAUUGAUGGAGACAGCCCAGUAUGUGAUAUUCUGCCUGGUGGUACCUUUAUCUUUUUAAUAAUAAUCUUGGUUAAGCUAGAGACCUUUCAAUCUAACGCAAAUGUCAGUAUGUAACUCAGAAUAGGUCCCUCAUCUGCCAUAACUAGUAACUGACACGUGGUGUAACUUUUGAUGCAACUACUUUACCUUAAAAUAUAAAAUGUGCUAUGCCCUCAUAUGCCGAACAAUUACUGUUAAAUGUUGAAUGACAUACUGGCAAAAGCUGUUGUGGCAUUGCUUGCCUCACUGUAUUUUUUGUGCACAAUAAAAUAAAGAAUAAAAAAAAAAGGAUUCAUGGAUGGGUAUUCCAGCAUGACAAUGCCCCAAAACACACAGCCAAGGCAACAAAGGAGUUGCUCAAGAAGAAGCACAUUACGCCCUGGAGUGACCUAGCCAGUCUCCAGACCUUAAUCCCAUAGCAAAUCUGUGGAGGGUGCUGAAGGUUUGAGUUGCCAAAGGUCAGCCUCGAAACCUUAAUGACUUGGAGAGGAUCUGCAAAGAGGAGUGGUGCUUAGACAGCUCUUUGGUCUUGGCCAUGGUGGAGCGUUUGGAAUCUGAUUGAUUGCUUCUGUGGACAGGUGUAUUUUAUACAGGUAACAAGCUGAGAUUAGGAGCACUCCCUUUAAGAGAGUGCUCCUAAUCUCCGCUCGUUACCUGUGUAAAAGAUACCUGGGAGCCAGAGAUCUUGUUGUUUGAUAGGGGAUCAAAUACUCAUUUCACUCAUUGACAUGCAAAUCAAUUGAUAACUUUUUUUUUUUUGUCAUUCUGUCUGUCACUGUUAAAAUACACCAACCAGUAAAAUUAUAGACUGAUCAUUUCUUUGUCAGUGUGCAAACAUUCAAAAUCAGCAGCGGAUCGCAUAGGAUACUCCAAUGAUCAUGUAGAAAGUAAAUUAUGAGCAUGUUGAAACCAAAAUAAAAAAAUGAUACAUUAUAAACAUAUUGAAACAAAAAUAAUGAAUUUGCUACAAAAGUAGUGGCCUCAAUGGAAUAAAGACUAUACAACUGUUGCAAUAAAAAUAUAAAACAACAUUUAGAUACAAUGUAUAUCUGCGCCAUAGGGCAAAAGUCAAUACACAAAAUAGGAAUGGUCAUGCUUUAUAAACUGUGGACAGAGGAAUUUCAAUAACAUGGAAAAUCAAUCAUCGUAACUGGUACUAUGUGGGAGUGAAUAUCUCAUUUCAUAUAAAGUAAGAAGAAAAAAGAGAAGAAAUCUCAUUCCAAUAAUAUACCCUUGCUGGCAAGGGAGGUGGAUUAAAUAUCUAUUACAGAAGCCAAAUAAAGAGAGUUUGUACCUCUCUCGUCACCAAAUAAAAAGACCAAGAAUGGUAGGAAUCAAGCAUGUAUGAGAAUCCAAAGGACUAGGAAAGUAUGAUAUUGUUGCGGCUCCCGACCCGCCGAGUGCCGCAGCCGUACCCGACCGGCACGGUCUCGCCAACACCACAAGCUUACCUGCUCGUUAGCGAGCCAGGAGCCGCUCAGCUGCCUUCUCUGGGCAUCGCGCCCAAAUCAAAGAUUGCGCAGACCAUGUGGUCGCGUCCAUCUUAAGCUCCGCCCCUCUAAUGAAUACAGACGUGCGCGUGACGUCACAAUGUCAGCGCGCACGUUCUGGGGUCAGAGGUCACCCUCUGACCAAUCAGAAGCCAGAGAGGGAUAUUUAAAUCCCUGAUUCAAUUUACUUCCUUGCCCUGUCGUGGUUUCCUGUUCCUGGUUCCUGAGAGUACGUUUAUCUUUGUGAAUUUGACUUCCUGGUAUCCUGAUCUUGGCUUUUCCCUGGUUAUUCUGAAUUCUGGUUCCCCUGACUUGGCUUGUGCAAACGGUAUUUGAGUAUUUCUGGCUUCCUUGACCUCGGCUUUCCCUUUGACUAUUCUCUAUCUCUAGCGUAUUAGUCCGGCCAUUCUAAGGUCCGGUUUACGCUCUGUCCUUUUAUUUUCCUUUCCUUUUGUAUGUAUAUAUUUACAUAGUUUCUGCGUGUUGGACCACACUAGCUGCCGUGACAGAUAUGAACACCUUUUAAAGCAAAAGUAUAAACCACCCAGAUCAUAAUGUUGGAGGAAAGGAGGGUAUACAGCUGUGUUGAUAAUUUAAAGAAAUACUGACUAGGAGACCUUUUCAUUAUGGCCUCUAGGCCACACUGUGUCCAGGGUCCUUAUCCAGAACACCUCCCUCUGUAGUUAAAGUUUUUUUGUGAUCACCUCCAAGUAAUAGCAGGGGGAUAUGGUCAAUUGCUAUCAAUUUUAAAGAGGGAAGUGAAUGACCCAUUGCUAAAAAGUGUUUAGCUACUGGGAGUUCCACUUUGUUGUCACUUAAAGCUGUUCUUAUACUGGAUCUAUGGUUUCUCAUCCGUUCCCACAGGGGUAAGUCAGUCUUCCCAACAUAAGAUAGUCCGCAGGGACACUGGAGUUUGUAAACAACAAAGUCCGACGUACACGUAAGUCUGUGUCUUAUCUUGUAUUGUUUACCAUUGUGUGGAUGUGUAAAGUUCUUACUUGGGAUCAUAUAGCUACAGGUGACACACCCAAGGCACCUGUAGCAUCCUGUGUUAGCCGUAUCUUGUUCUACAGAAUAGCAGUGCACAGUAUCCGACUUGACCAAGAGGUCUCGUAAUCUUUUACCGCGCAAAUAACAAAUCAUUGGUGGAUGCUUACAUUUCGCUGGUAGUGUGGGGUCGUUUGAUAGAAUGCGCCAGCUUGAGCUCACAGAAGCCUUGAUUUUUGGUGAUAGUGUGGUAAACGUAAUGGGAAAUACCAAUCAAGGGGCAUUGGUCUAUUUUAAUUUCGUGGUGUCAUGACAUUUGUUCCAUGCCUUUUGUAGUACUCGAUCACUGUAACCUCAUUCUUUAAAUUUAUUUCACAUUCACCUAUCUGUGUUUGUGCUUUCUGUUGUUAGAAAUUGUUCCUAAGUACUUGUAAAAAUUGUGAGUAAUAAUAUUUUAGCGAUUACAUGGUCCAAGAGGGCCUGAUUUGCCAGAGGGGGACUGCCUUGGUUAUCAGACAGACCCCCGACUGGCCGGCGGCCCCUGAGCUCAAAGCCGUUACUGUGGUGCAGCAGUGCUUUAAAGCCCACUAAAAUGCAGACAGCAUAGAACGCUGCAAUGAUGUUAAAGAGUUAAUCUGUGAACCAAAUGGCAGGAAAAUGCUUUUAUUAUGUAUAUAUUUUACAGCACACUGCUUGGCCUAUUUACAAGUCUUUUUGGUUUCUUCUCCUGAAUCAGAAUCUGCAGUGACAUUGAACUGAGCUGAACCAAUAUCUGACAGAAUUUCAGCUGUUCUAAAAAUGUGCUAUCUUUAAAAUAGAAAUUAUUCCACAGAGCCGAAAUUCCUUACUGUGCAAAAAUCAAAUUUUUUCAAGUGUGUAUUUGGAUCUUCUAGCUUUUGUUCUCUUCUCUUAUUUAUGCUGUUAAGCCUGAUCACACUAUUUAAACUGUGCUUUUUUUCUGAUUUGCAGAUGACCAUGCUGGAAACAUUGAAAAUCAAGUUGGCAUGCUUAGCCUUAAUGAUGAGCAAACACGUAAAAACUUAGAGGUUAGUUAAAGUAUGUCUCAAGUUCAAUGUGUAAACUAAACACUUUUGGAAUAGAUUUGUUUCUUUCCAUUGAAAUAUGGUGACAACAUAUAUACAGUCACGGGGAAAAUAAUUGGUUACUUAUCAGGACAUAAUAACAAUCAUCUGUUCCUUAGCAGGUCAAAAUUUGGUAAAUACUACUUCAGAUGAACAACAACACAUGACAUAUUACACUGUAUCAUGACUUUAACAAAAAUAAAGCCAAAAUGGAGUAUCCAUGUGUGAAAAACUAAGUGCCCCCUUACUGCUUCCAUAUGAAUUAAGAGGCUAAGUAGCAAAAAGGUGCUGCUAAUCAACCUUCCUCGAUUAAUUGAUCAUCAGCAAGUUUGAUCAUCUCUAGAAAAGCAGAAAUUUUAGCAGUUUGCUGGUCUGGAGCAUUCAGGUAUGUGUUAAUACAGUGCCAAAGAAGGAACGACAUAAGCAAUGAUCUUAGAGAAACAAUUGUUGCUGCCCAUCAAACUGGGAAGGGUUAUUAAGCCAUUUCCAAACAAUUUGUUGGCGAAAACCAAACACAGUUUAUUAGCACAAACACCUCAUACCAACUGUCAAGCAGGGUGGUGGGGGGUGUUGAAUAGGGCUUGUUUUUCAGCCACAGGACCUGGGAACCUUGCAGUCAUUGAGUCGAUCAUAAACUCCUCUGUAUACCAAAAUAUUCUAGAGUUGAAUGUGAAGCCAUCUUUCCAAAAGCUAAAGUUUGGCCGAAAUUGAGUCAUGCUACAGGACAAGGAUACCAAGCACACCAGCAAAUCUACAACAGAGUGGCUGAAAAAGAAAAGAAUCAACGUGUUACAAUGGCCCAGUCAAAGUCCAGACCUCAACCCAAUUGAAAUGCCCUGGCGAGACCUUAAGGGAGCUGUACAUAAACAAAUGCUAGCAAACCUCAAUGAACUGAAGCAACAUUAUAGAUAAGAUUGGGCCAAAAUUCCUCCACAACAAUAUGAGAGACUGAUAAAGUCAUAGAGAAAAAUAUUUAAUUCAACUUAUUGCUGCUAAAGAUUGUUCUACAAGCUGUUGAAUUAUAAGGUGUACUUCGUUUUUCCAACAUGGCUUCUUCAUUUUGGCUUUAUUUUUCUUAAAUAAAUGACACGGUGUAAUAUGUCAUGUGUUGUUCAUCUAAGGUUGGAUAAGGAACAGAUGAUUGUUAUUUCCUGAUGUUAAACAAUGGGAUUUCAAAGAAGGCGUACUUUCUUUUUCCCAUUUCUAUAUAUAUAUAUAUAUAUACAGUAAUAUAUAGUUAAUACAAUGUUAAACAAAAAUCUGCACACCAGUUAAGCCAUAAGACUUGCUUUUCCCACAGAAAUCCCAAAUCUGCAGGGAUGUUACUGCAAAGGAUUCUGGGUGGGCAUAUGCAAAUUAUUUUAAAGGAACACUAUAGGGUCAGGAACACAAACAUGUAUUCCUGACCCUAUAGGGUUAAAACCACCAUCUAGCCACCCUGGUCCCAUUAUGUCUCCCUAAAUAUAGUAAAAUCUUACUUGUAUUCAAGUCUGCAGCUGCUCAUUUUGUCCCUGUACAUCAUCAGAAGUGGUAUCCUGAUCCAAUCACAAUGCUUCCCCAUAGGAUUGGCUGAGACUGACAAAGAGGCAGAUCAGGGGCAGAGCCAGCACAAUUCAAACACAGCCCUGGCCAAUCAGCAUCUCCUCAUAGAGAUGAAUUGAAUCAAUGCAUCUCUAUGAGGAAAGUUCAGUGUCUGCAUGCAGACGGAGGAGACACUGAAUGUUUGGAUGCACUUUAGGCAGCAAUGACCCAGGAAGGAUCUCUAACAGCCAUCUGAUGAGUGGCCAGUGAAGUUAUCACUAGGCUGUAAUGUAAACACUGCAUUUUCUCUGAAACAAGCAGUGUUUACAGCAAAAAGCCUGAAGGUAAUGAUUGUACUCACCAGAACAAAUUCAACAAGCUGUAGUUGUUCUGGUGAAUAUAGUGUCCCUUUAACAAAGAAUCAAAAUUUUGCCUCAUUCCAUUUUAAAAAUGGAUUCCUUUGAGUCUGUGUUUGCUGUAUACAACAGCUUUGAAACAACUUAUAUAUAAUAUAUUUAUAUUUACAUAUACAGUAUCUCACAAAAGUGAGUACACCCCUCACAUUUUUGUAAAUAUUUUAUUAUAUCUUUUCAUGUGACAACACUGAAGAAAUGACACUCUGCUACAAUGUAAAGCCUGUGUAAAUUUGCUGUCCCCUCAAAAUAACUCAACACACAGCCAUUAAUGUCUAAACCGUUGGCAACAAAAGUGAGUUCACCCCUAAAUGGAAAUGUCCAAAUUGGACCCAAAUUGUCAAUAUUUUGUGUGACCACCAUUAUUUUCCAUUGCCUUAACCCUCAUGGGCAUGGAGUUCACCAGAGUUUCACAGGUUGCCAUUGGAGUCCUCUUCCACUCCUCCAUGAUGACAUCAUGGAGCUGCUGCAUGUUAACGACCUUGCGAUCCCUCACCUUCCGUUUGAGGAUGCCCAACAGAUGCUCAAUAGGGUUUGGGUCUGGAGACAUGCUGGGCCAGUCCAUCACCUUUACCUUCAGCUUCUUUAGCAGGGCAGUGGUCAUCUUAGGGUUGUGUUUUGGUUUCGUUAUCAUGUUGGAAUACUGCCCUGCGGCUCAGUGUCCGAAGGGAAGGGGUCAUGCUCUGCUUCAGUAUGUCACAGUACAUGUUGGCAUUCAUGGUUCCCUCAAUGAACUGUAGCUCCCCAGUGCUGGCAGCAAUAAAGCAGGCCCAUACCAUAACACUCCCACCACAAUGCUUGACUGUAGGCAAGACACACUUGUCUUUGUACUCCUCACCUGGUUGCCACCACACACACUUGACACCAUCUGAACAAAAUAAGUUCAUCUUGGUCUCAGCAGACCACAGGACAUGGUUCCAGUAAUCCAUGUCUGCUUGUCUUCCGCAAACUGUUUGCGGGCUUUUUCAUGUGCAUCAUCUUUAGAAGAGGCUUCCUUCUGGGACGACAGCCGUGCAGACCAAUUUGAAUCAGUGUGCGGCAUAUGGUCUGAGCAUUGACAGGAUGACCCCCCUAACCCUUCAACCUCUGCAGCAUAGCCGUCCAUGUCAGUGCCAGCAGGGGAAGUGCCUGUAAUGACAGAUACUCCCUCUGCUGCCUGAAAAUAGUAAAAAAGAUGUUAAAGUUACAGUUUAAAAUAAAAUAUAUACGUAGAUCAUAUAUAUAUUUAUUAUAUAUAUAUAUGAUCUAAGUAUAUAUAUAUAUACAUAUAUAUAUAUAUAUAUAUAUAUACAUAUAUAUAUAUAUAGUCUUGAAAAAAGUCCCUAGUGGACUGAAACGUCGACACUAUGUAAUCAACUUUUGAAGCUUGAAUAAAUGGCACAUUUUUGGCAACAGUAUCGAGUCCUGUGAGUGCACUUCCAACAAGGUAUUUUAUAUUUUGAGGUCGGAGUGGCACCUAGGCAAUAAACAAGAUUGGGAGCAGGAGUGCGGGACCCCGUGGGAAUUAUAUAUAUACAUACAUACACAUACCCUGUCUAAGUGUAUUAAUAUAUAUAUAUGAUUAAAUAAAUUCAUAUCAAAAUACAUGCACAAUGAUAUUGAUUAAAUAUAUAUAUAAUUUUCAUUAUAUAUAAUAUAAAAUAAAUAUGUAAAUACAUAUUAAUAUAUGUGUAAAUUAAUAUAUAUAUUGAUAUCAAAAUACAUGUAGAAAUAUAUAUACGUAUAUACAGGGCCGGAUUAAGAGCAUAGUGGGCCUGGUGCUGACAAUUAUGAUGGGCCUAAUUACGGAAUCUUAUCGACCAAAACACUAAAACAAUCAUACCUCCCAAGCGUCAUGUAUCUGAUGGAGAUGGUGCUGGAGGGAAACUCAUAGGAUGCAGCUAUAAGAAAACACAUACUCUAUGCUAAUUUAUCUCUAAUUUAUGCUUUCAUCUUUCAAGUAAAUCCAUAACCCCUAACAGCAGUGUCCAGUGAAGCAGGAAGUCAAUGGGCGGGGUAAAAGAGUGUGCCACUGGUGCGAAUCACGUGACAAGACCUGCCAAAAGGGGUGAACAUGCCCAAAAAGGGGGCAUGUUUGUCCAAAGAAUUGGAAGGUCAGCCUGGCAUGAAUGCAUGUCAGGCUGCCUGCCAAUCCUGCAGGCUGUCCAACUAAGGGCAUACUAUGCAGGCAGCACCUUGAGCUUGACAUAAAUGCGUCUAAUGAUGCGCUCACUCCAUUCUUUCUAAGGACUGUCCCCUAGCACUCGCUGGUCCACUUGUCUCCUUACCUUCUUACUAGCAGGCAGAAGUUCCUGGUAUAGUCUGAGACAGAGAAAAUGUGUCUGUAGUGAGUGUAGAAGAAAGGGGACAUGCCACAGUGUUAGAGAGACCAACGUCUGCAUUACCUAAACUAACUUUAAUGUCAGCCAGUGCACACAAGUUUUGUUCCCAUACAUCCCUCUUAAGCUUCCAAACUUAAAGGGACACUAUAGUCACCAGAACAACUACAGCUUAUUGUAUUUGUUCUGGUAAGUAGAAUCAUUCCAUUCAGGCUUUUUGCAGUAAACACUGUCUUUUCAGAGAAAAUAACUCCACUGGCCGCUCCUUAGAUGGCUGCUAGAGGUGCUUCCUGGGGCAGUACUGCCUAGUGUGCAGCACUGCCAUUCAGUGUCUCCACCCUCUGCAUGCAGACACUGAACUUUCCUCAUAGAGAUGCAUUGAUUCAAUUUAUCUUUAUGAGGAGAUGCUGAUUGGCCAGGGCUAUGUUGGACUUGUGCUGGCUCUGCCCCUGAUCUGCCUAGUUGACAGUCUCAGCCAAUCCUAUGGGGAAGUAUUGUAAUUUGCUCAGACCACCACUUCUGAGCCAGCAGCUGCAGAAUUGAAUGCAAGUAAUAUUUUACUAUAUUUAGGGAGACAAGAAGGGGCCAGGGUGGUGGUUUUAACAUAAUAGGGUAAGAAAUACAUGAUUGUGUUCCUGACACUAUAGUGCUCCUUUAAGCAAGAGUAUGUGAAGAGUAGUUAAGGUUGCCACCUUUCUUGGAAAAAAAUACCAGCCUUAAUCAUUUGUAUAAUUAAUUAGUUAUGCGUGACAUCACAUGAUGUAAAUCACAAGGAGUGACAUCAGAGAAAAUUCUGUAAAAUCACCAACAAACUACUCACAGUUUGAUUCUGCUGUAUAGAUGGAUUGCUCCCAGUGUCUCACUGUCUCCCAGUGUCUCAGUCUCGCAAGUCACCCUGUGUCUCAGUGUCCCUAUGUAUCACAGUGUCAGUGUCCUCAUCUCGCCCAGUCCCCUAGUCUCCCAGUGUCUGUGUCCCCAUUUCUCCCAGUGUCCCAAUGUUUCAGUGUGUCCCCAUGUCACUAGGAUACUGGGGACACUGAGAGACCCGGGGACACAGAGACAUGGAGACACUGGGAGACAUGGGGACACUGAGACAUUUAGGGAAACUGGGAGAAAUGGGGACACUGAGACACUAGGGACACAGACACUGGGAGACAUGGGGACACUGAAACAUUUGGGGACACUAAGACACUAGGGACAAAGACAUGGGAACACAGACAUUGGGAGACUAGGGACCACUGGCUGGGAGACAGACACUUGGGGACACUGGGAGACAUGGGGACAGUUGUGGACAUAGACAUGUGGACACUGGGACAUAUAGGGACACUGGGAGACAUGGGGACACCAGGCACACUAAGACAAUAAGAACACAGACACUGGGAGACAUGGAGACACUGAAACAUUUGGGGACACUAAGACACUAGGGACACAGACACUGGGAGACUAGGGGACACUGGGAGAUUAGGGGAUACUGGGAGACUAGGGGACACUGGCUGGGAGACAGACACUUGGGGAGACAUGGGGACAGUUGUGGACAUAGACAUGGGGACAUUGGGACACAUGGGGACACUAGGCACACUGAGAGACAUGGGACACAGACACUGGGAGACUUGGGGACACUGAGACCCUAGGGACACUGGCUGGGGGACAUAGUGUCUCCGUCUCCCAAUGUCUCCAAAUGUCCCUAUGUUUCACAGCGUCCCCAUGUGUCCCUAGUGUCUCAGUGUCCCCAUGUUUUCCAGUGUCCCCAAGUGUCUGUGUCCCCAGGUCUCACAGUGUCUGUGUCCCCAUGUGUCCUAGUGUCUCAGUGUCCCCUAGUGUCUGUGUUCCCAUGUGUCCCCUAGUGUCUGUGUCCCCUAGUGUCUGUGUCCCCAUGUGUCUCAGUGUCCCCAUGUUUUCCAGUGUCCCCAAGUGUCUCAGUGUUCCCAGGUCUCCGUGUCCCCUAGUGUCUCAGUGUCCCCAUAUGUCCCCUAGUGUCUCAGUGUCCCCAUGUGUCCCUGCUGCCUUUCCCCCCAUCCCUCACUUACCUGAGCUGUAGAGCUGCUGUGGGGACUCUCUUUGCUGUGUAGUUGCUCCCCCACGGAUCAGUGAGUAGUAGAGAGAGGCAGGGAUAUUCUGUAACUUCCUAUCCCUGCCUCUCUCCACACACAGUGACCCCUACUGGCCGGUGCUGGUAUUGCAGAGUAAUUUCCAUUUAUUCUGAGAAAAUUACCUGCAUUUGUAUUGCCGGUAUUACUGCAAUACCGGCACAGCCAGGCAGCCUCAAAUACCGGCUGUGCCAUUAAAAUACCAAUCAGGUGGCAAACCUAAGAGUAGUGUGUUAAAAAAAAUUUCUUUUUUUUUUUUAAAUGGGCCUAUUCCAUGGGCCUGGGCCUGGGCCUGGAGCUGCAGCUCCAUCAGCCCCUAUGUUAAUCCGGCCCUGCGUAUAUAUUACUAUAUAUAUACCUAUAAAUAAAAAUAAUUUAAAAAAAUUCUAUACAUAUACAUAUAUAUAUAUAUAUAUAUACACACACACGUAUAUAUACACACAUAUAUAUAAUAAUUCUACGUAUAUAUUUAUGUAAUCAUUUUACAUAAUUAGGUAAUUUUAUUAAUUACAAUUUGCGGGACCUGCCUGACAACCCAGGCCAAAAGUCCAGGGAAUUUAAUUUGCUAGCACUAUAUUUAACCCUGUAAUUUUCCAAGACACCAUAAAACCUGUACAUGGGGGGUACUGUUUUACUUAGUAGACUUCGCUGAACACAAAUAAUUAGUUUCAAAACAGUAAAAUGAUUAUAUUGUCAGUGAAAGUGAUAUUGUUUGCAUUUUUCACACACAAGUAGCACUUACACAGAUGAUAUAAUUGUUGUGACACAUUUUACUGUUUUGAAACACUAAUAUUUGUGUUCAGCGAAGUCUCCCGAGUAUAACAGUACCCCUCAUGUACAGGUUUUAUGUUGUUUUCAAAAGUUAGAGUCAAAUAUAAGGCUUGCGUUUCAUUUUUUUCACAUUGAAAUUCGCCAGGUUGGUUAUGCCACUUAGUCACAAACACUGGCCAAACUUGGCUUUCAAAUUAGUUUUUUGCAUUUUUCACACACAAACAAAUAUUAAUGCUAAAUUUGGCUAGUGUUUGUGACCAAGUGGCUACUUAAAAAGACUGGAUAUACCCCAUUUGCAAUACAUUGGGUUGUCUAUUAUUGCAAAUGGUAUGCCAUCAUGGAGGUAAUUCUUAUUCCUGGGCUACCAUACAGUCUCAAAGGCAACGUAACCAAUCUGGCGGAUUUCAAUGUGAAAAAAAUGAAAAAUUGAACAUGCUAUAUUUGACCCUGUAACUUCCCAAAACACCAUAAAACCUGUACAUAGGGGGUACUGUUUUACAUGUGAGACAUUGCUGAAUACAAAUAUGUGUAUUUUAUUGCAGUAAAAGCAAACAGUAUUAUGACAUUCACAGUUAAAAUGUCACGUAGAAAUAACUUUUUUUUUUAAAAUUCUUAUUUUCUCCCAUUUUUUUUAUAUUUUAUUCAUAUUAAAUUAUGUUUCAUACCUAAAUAAUUGAUGUUAAAUGAAAGCCCUGUUUCCCCUGAAUAAAAUGAUAUAUAAUAAGUGUGGGUGAAAGAGGCGAAUUACGCCUGAACAGACAUAUAGCGCAAAUUCAAGUUUUUGUUUACAUUUUGUUUUGAUCACAACGUGUACAUUUGGCUCAGUCCUUAAAGGACCACUCUAGGCACCCAGACCACUUCAGCUUAAUGAAGUGGUGUGGGUGCCAGGUCCAGCUAGGAUUAACACUUUUUUUUAUAAACAUAGCCGUUUCAGAGAAACGGCUAUGUUUAUAAUAGGGUUAAUCCAGCCUCCAAAUCCUCUAGUGGCUGUCUCAUUGACAGCCGCUAGAGGCGCUUGCUUGCUUCUCACUGUGAAAAUCACAGUGAGAAGACGCAAGCGUCCAUAGGAAAGCAUUGUAAAUGCUUUCUUAUGAGACCGGCUGAAUGCGCGCGCAGCUCCUGCCGCAGGGGAGGAGAGGAGGCAGAGAGGCGCUGGAAAAAAGGUAAGUCUUAACCCUUUCCUCUCCCCAGAGCCGGGCGGGAGGGUGUCCCUGAGGGUGGGGGCACCCUCAGGGCACUAUAGUGCCAGGAAAACGAGUAUGUUUUCCUGGCACUAUAGUGGUCCUUUAAGGGGUUAAUGGCUGUGUGUUGAGUUAUUUUGAGGGGACAGCAAAUUUAUACUGUUCUACAGGCUGUACACUUACUACUUUACAUUGUAGCAGAAUGUCAUUUGUUCAGUGUUGUCACAUGAAAAGAUAUAACAAAAUAUUUACAAAAAUGUGAGCGGUGUAUAUAUAUAUAUAUAUAUAUAUAUUACACAAGAUCCAUCGCACUCACCUAUCCACUAAACAGCAACUUCAAUGUUGACAAAUUUAGUUGUUUUUUAAAAACAAACCUAAUAAAAUCUGUGAACAUUGAAGUUGCUGUUUAGAGGAUAGGUGAGUGCCCUGGAUCUUGUGUAUUGUAUAAAUUGCCCACCAGCAGCACCCCAUUUAUGCAUGUUCAAGUGAGUGCAGCCCCCUGGUUUCAUAUAUAUAUCCAUCUUCAGCUUUUUGGCCUAAACUCUGUAAUUCUUAUGUCAGUUCUAAAAAAAAAAAAACAGUUUAGUGCAUAAAACCUGCAGGGAUAGUCAUAAAACCAGGAAUUUUCAAGAAUUGCAAAUUGUAGGCUACAUUAGCCAAACUGGAUACAUUGCUGAACUACACUUUUCCAACACCAAUAUUUGUAAUUCUCUGGUCACUUCCUGACAACUGCCAGUUUAGUUAAAGGAACACUAUAGGGUCAGGAACACAAACAUGUAUUCCUAAACCUAUAGUGUUAAAACCACCAUUUAGGUAGCUCCCCACCCCUCCUUCUUAGUACCCUUAGAAAGGGUUAAAACUUACCUUCUUUCCAGCACUGUGCGGGUCCAUCGGCGCUGGGCCCGCCCCCAAUCCGCCUCUUUGGCUGCAUCAAUAGAAAAUUGAUCUUAUCCGCCAAUCCAGUGCUUUUCCAUAGGGAAAAUAUUGGAUUAACUGAGAUCGUCAAGGAGGCAGGUUGGAGCUGGGAAAAAUGCCGGCCUGGCCUAUCAGCAUCUCCUAAUAGAGAUGCAUUGAAUCAAUGCUUUUCUAUGAGAAAAGUUCAGCCUCUGAACAGCACUGCUGCACCCUAUGCAGCACUGCCCCAGGAACCACCUCCAGUGGCCAUCUGAGGAGUGUCCCUAUGCUGUAAUGUAAACACUGCUUUUUCUCUGAAAAGAGUGUUUGCAUGAAAAUGACUGCAGGGAUUGACUAUACUCACCAAAACAACUACAAUGAGCUGUAGUUGUUCUAAUGAUUAUAAUGUCCCUUUAAUGAAACUGUAGUGUAUUGGCAGCCAAAUGGACACUGUAUUCCAAUUAACUAAAGUAUUGCAGGGAAAUAACAGGGUUCAUAAUAAUACUACCAUUACAUUUAAGCAUAAAUGUUUUGUUUUUUUCUAAACCCUAUAAAAAAAAGAGUAAUAUCUAUUUGCAUUUAAAGAGUAUAACAUCACAAUUUUAAAGGGACAUUAUAGUCAACAAAACUACUUUAGUUUAAUGAAGCAGUUUUAGUGUAUAGAUCAUAGAUCAUAUAGACCCUGCAGUCUCACUGCUCAAUUCUCUGCCAUUUAGGAGCAAUAUCACUUUAGUUUCUGUCCAUGCAACGCUAGCAACACCUACCCUGGCUGUGACACACAUGAGAAAAAGUUUAAUUUUUAAUCAGAUGUUAACUUAUUUUAGAAGGUUUUUUUUUUUUAAAUCUCCUGUGCUGUAAAUUGAACUUUCAUCACUUAAAGAAGCUUUCUGCAAGGUCUAACAUGCUAUCACCAGUACAGGAAAUACAUUCUAAAUUAAACCGAAUUUGCAAUAAAGGAAGUGUAAACUUUAGAUCUCAUUUUACAGGAAAUGUUUAGGAAGGCUGUGCAUGUUACUUGGAGGGAGGUCUGACUAGGGCUUCAUAAACACAUUCAUUUAACUUCUAAAUGACAGAGACUUGAGUAGGGACAUGAUCUAUACACACACUGUUUAAUUAAGCUAAAGUUGUUCUAGUGACUAUAAUGUCCCUUUAAGUACCUUUCCCACACAACACUUUGAGCAAAUAAUGUCUUCUUUGCAGCAAAGAAAGGAAAUGGUAGAGAGGCAUUAAGUGUAAUAUCCAGCAUGCAUCCAGCAUGCAUUCAACUGUAAUCUUGUUCUUGUAUCAAAGGUAAUUAACCUUAAUUAAAUGAUCACUACAAGGACCAUAAUCACUACAAGGCAUUUUUACAAUAGGUUGACUUCUUACUUGGGGUCUACCAGGUGCUGCUUCCUGUCUCCACUACAAUCUGUAGAGAGCUAUGAGCUCUCUGUCCGUGUUAAGCCCGGUGGUAUAGGGCUUUGCUCAUUGACUUAGUGUGAUCAGCUUAUGCACAGCACAGCUUAUCUCAGGAGAGCUAAUGGAAGCUCCUAAGCAGGAGUUUCAUGCUGUCUUUUGGCUGUAGUGGAGGCAUGGAGUGGUGCAUGUGGAUCCCGGUAUGAAGUCAAACUGUUUUAGCAUAGUUUGACCCCUUACCUAGGGUGUGUUUGGUGCUGCUUGCAAUUGGGAGAUGCCAGGGCAUCGUUAUUUUAUUUUUUUAAUUAUGAAAGAUUAAUUUUUAAUUAUUUCCCACAGACUCAUAUUUAUGCAAUGAAUCAUAAGCACAGGGGUUACUGCUUGAUUGUAAGUAACUUAUUGUUUGUGAGAAGCCAACCAAGACCAGGGACAGAAAAAGAUGCAGGUGAGUUAUAAUCAAACUAUGAGGGAAUUACAUUUUUUUUUAGAUUUAUUUAGUACAUAACUUUGUCCUUCUUUAGAACAAAAAUCAGAUUUCCACAAAACCUUUUGUACAUAACUUCUAUCAUAACUACUUUGGGCUCUUUUCCAAUUUUGCCAGUAAGUUUUACGAAUAAGCAGUUACUCACUAAAGUAGCUGCCACUAACAUUAACUAAUAGUGAUGGUUUCCACAGUAAAAAAUCUCACAAUGCAUGUGUACUACACAUCUUGUUUUUAAUCGAUGGUCUUCAAUCCCCCCGUUAGCUUAUAUUAAUGGUUAUAUAUAUAUAUAUAUAUACACAAGUCUAUAUAUAUGAGCACACUCCAUUAAAUUGGCAAAAUUGAUUAUUUAUUGAAGUAACUUUUCUUGAGUUUUUUUUCCCAGGGACUUUGUAGUCCAGAUAUCCAAGUACUUAGACAUGGGUCAUAGACAGCCCAUUUGGGGUUCUGGAAUGUAGAUCCCUUCAGAACUGAAAAGUGGUUUCUCCUGUUUGUCUAGAACAGUGUCCUUGUCAGGCCUUUUCUGCGUCAGAUACAUCAUUAAUUAAAGAAUAAUAUUUACCUCUGAAAUGGAAAAUAAUAUGUAUGGCUCAAAGCUCACAAACUUCCUUGCAGGCUAAAGGCAAAUUAAGUGGAAACACCUCCCAAAUACGUGAUAUUAUAACCAUAAAUGUAAAUAACCUGAGAUAUAGGUAGUGAUCGCAGACAGAAUCUGUAUGAAAAUGACGCGUUUCGUCCGUCAAAAAAAGGGACUUCCUCAGGGAUAGCCUGAUAUCCCUGAGGAAGUCCCUUUAUUUGACGGACGAAACGCGUUGGAUACUUCUGAACCUAUACAUGCUGCUAUUUGUUUUUAUAUCCUGUAUGUAAUUUUUAUAUUUAUUUUAUUUUAAUUUUAUUUCUAUUGUAUCCUACCUGCUCCAUUGGAUCUUCUAUUGGAUUUUUUCUAUAUCAGUCUUGGAGUUCCAUGUGAUUUGGAGAUAUGCCUGUCAUAUCUUUUCUCCUGUAAGUGUGACCGAUAAAUAUGAUUCUGUAAUAUAAUUACAUGCUUCACUAUAUUUGUUCUCUGUUCUUCUUCUAUAUAUCCCACGGAGGAGGUCUAUCUACUAAGAUUACUACCCUUUUGGAGGGUGAGAAGCCUGAAUUUAAAUUUUGUUUGUGAGUGCAUUCAUUUUUACUAAUAUACUCACUUUUUUAGUACUAUAUUACGCUAUGUUAGCUUUUUAAUUUUUCAUACAGAUUCUGUCUGCGAAUCACUACCUAUAUCUCAGGUUAUUUACAUUUAUGGUUAUAAUAUCACGUAUUUGGGAGGUGUUUCCACUUUGUUUUUUCUAUUAUAUGUAAUUUUAGGUGUUAGUGAGGUACACCUGGUAUCUCUCCCUUAUAUAUGAUUUCUAUAUCAUUAUAGUGUGUAUACUUUAUUGUUCUUGUUUGUAAAGGCAAAUUAAAUAGGAGAUUUUUUUAAGGUACACUCUAAACACCAAAGGUUUGAUAUCUUAAUGUAAUGAUUUUUGUGCAUAAAUCCUGUCUCUGCAGUACGACAAAUGUAAACAAGGCGACAAAUGUAAACAUGGCAAGAAAUGGCAAUGUUUACAUUUGUCAGUCAGGAUUACUCAAUCAAACAUCCACUAAAGCAGCCCCCAACAGUCUCACUUUUGGUGGGAAAGUAAAAAUUUUGGGUUCCUGUCCUGCUUUAGUUCCAUGGUGUCCUGUAUUUGGGAGCACCAGGGAACUAUCCCGGGGCAGCAAAGUGCAGGCGCAUCAUUAGAUGUGAUCGCGAUGUGCAGCAGGCAGCAGAAAAAUGCAGGGAGCGCUUUAGCAGCACUCCCUGCGUGAUUCCAAAGGCUGGGCAUUACCUAGCCAGCGUGUUAGUGAGGGGACCAGCCUGGAUUAUGGGCUUCGCUAGUGUCGCAGAUGGUGUCACUGGUUAUUCCCUCUCAUGGUCCUGCCCACCUACCCCUAUUCCCCCCCUGGAUAGUUUUGAGAUGUACUUCCUAGUAAAGACUUUCAAUAAACGAAAGUCAUGUUUUGCAUCACCAUGCACUUUGAAUGGUUGAUAGAAAGAAGCGCUGGAUUCAUUACUUGUGAUUGCUGUGCAUGCCCAGUAGGUUCCCAGUGCCCAAAAUGGGUCCAAAUGGAUGAUCUUAUAUGAGGAGGAGCAGCUGCCCUGUACUGGAUAAAAGGUUAUUGAAACCAUUUUUUUCAAAUUAAGUUUAGGUGGGCCCUGAAUCUAAAUUGGGAGUAGAACAUAAUAGUAUUAGGAAUACAUUUGUAUUCCUAACGCCAUAGUGUUUCUUUAAUAUAGGGCAAAAGGCACACCAUUUGAUAUGGGCCCACAUUAGUUUUCCAGCAGGUCUUUAAUUGUCAUUUCACCUAAAAUGGUAAGUUUGUGGAUUGACUGGAAAUGUAUAUUUUAAAUAUUAAUCCUGACUUCAGUAGCUCAACACAAGCAUCAGGCAGGUGGUCAGUGGGCUAAUGUAACAUACAUUUCCAAACUCACCUCGCAGUUAUUUCACCCUAGUGACCAUAUGGGUUCAGCUCUUGAAUUCUUAGGAUGAUGAUGGAGUCUUCCAUUUCUUCAGGAAUGAAGACAGAAAGGCACAGCCAUACCUGUCAUAAUCUAUCAUACAAAAACAUUUAGAAUAUAUAUAUAAAAUCUCUAUAUAUAAUAAUUGGUAUUUUCAUGGUAUCUUUUAGAGGACUUGAAGGGUGUGUUUACAUGGCUUGGAUUUGAAGUGGAGACUUUCAAAGAACAAACAGCAGAUGAUAUAUUGAAAUGCCUGGAGGAAUUCUCAAAGAAAGACCAUAGCGACAGAGAUUGUUUUACAUGUUGUAUCUUGACACAUGGAGAAUCUGGAACGGUAAUGGGAACAGACAAUGUAUCUGUACCCAUCAAUGAUGUUAUAGCCAGAUUCAUCCCAACCAAUUGCCCGACACUGGCUGGAAAACCUAAGCUUUUUUUUAUACAAGCAUGUCAAGGGAAACAACCACAGACUGCAUGUCCUAUCCAACCUGAUGCUGCUAUAUUGGUAAAGAAGAAGAAGUACGCUAUAAGCAUUCCAGCAGAUGCAGAUUUAUUAAUAGGCAUGUCAACAGUAGAUGGUCAUUUCUCCUACAGACAUGUGAAAGAAGGAACGUGGUACAUUCAAGCCCUUUGCGAGAACUUGGUAGAAAUGGUUCCAAGGUUAGUAGGUUUUUCUGAUCAAAAAAGUAAACUACAUUUGGCAUUUAUUACAUAGCAGCCAGUGCUUUUUGCUGCCAAACAAAAUGUGAAAAGAAAGUCUUAAAGCCAUUUAAGUAUAAAAAUUUAACUUUUGUCCUUUAGCUGACUGGCUGAGAGAAUAAUGCAUGGGGGGGAAAUGACAGCCUUUUUAAACAUGACAUGCAGUUUGAAGAAGUAUCAGUAGAUUUAUAGAAUAUGUAUAUAUACUUGCUCUAAUAAAUUGGAAAACGUUUUAAAUCUUUAUUGGUUCUUUAUAAAGAGUUUACUACUUACCUUACAAAAGCCAUUGUUGUUGGCCACACCAAAAGGGUUAUACUAAAAGGACACUAUAGGCAGUGGUCUGAGUGCAUAUUCCCAGGUCCCAUAACCCUGCAUAGGUAAUUAUUGCAGUUUUCAAUUUUUGUGGGUUAACACCACCUCUAGUGGCUGUCUACCAGACAGCCAUUAGAGGGUCUUCUGAGUCGUUAGGCGACUUUUUUCGCCUAACUGAUGCUGGACAUCCUCACGCUAUGCAUGAGGACAUCCAGCAUCAUCCAAAACCCCAUCUAAAAGCAUUAAUGCUAUCCUAUGGGGGAAGUACUAAUGUGAGUGCGGCCACCACCACACAUGCGCAUCGGGUCUCUUCGGCGGGCUUAUGUUGGUGGGGGAGGAGCAAAGACGGACUCUGGUAUGUCACUGAAGUGGUUUUAACCCCUUUUGCACCAGGGUCGGGGGCAGAAGGGGGGCAUUCACAGAGGGGGCACUAUAGGGAGCUAUAGUGCCAGUAAAACAACUCUGUUUUCCUGGCACUAUAGUUUCCCAUUAAUAUGGCCCAUUUUCAUGGCAAGGACCAUAAAGAAUAUCUUUACACCUGUCAGUGUGGAUUUGUCUCAUCAGAUACAGUUGCAAGAAAAAGUAUGUGAACCCUUUGGAAUGAUAUGGAUUUCUGCACAAAUUGGUCAUAAAAUGUGAUCUGAUCAUCAUCUAAGUCACAACAAUAGAGAAUCACAGUCUACUUAAACUAAUAACACACAAAGAAUGAAAUGUUGCCAUGUUUGUAUUGAACACACCAUGUAAACAUUCACAGUGCAGGUGGAAAAAGUAUGUGAACCCCUAGACUAAUGACAUCUCCAAGAGCUAAUUGGAGUGAGAUGUCAUCCAACUGGAGUCCAAUCAAUGAGAUGAGAUUGGAGGUGUUGGUUACAGCUGCCCUGCCCUAUAAAAAACACACACCAGUUCUGGGUUUGCUUUUCACAAGAAGCAUUGCCUGAUGUGAAUGAUGCCUCGCACAAAAGAGCUCUCAGAAGACCUACGAUUAAGAAUUGUUGACUUGCAUAAAGCUGGAAAGGGUAAUAAAGUAUCUCCAAAAGCCUUGCUGUUCAUCAGUCCAUGGUAAGACAAAUUGUCUAUAAAUGGAGAAAGUUCAGCAUUGCUGCUACUCUCCCUAGGAGUGGCCGUCCUGUAAAGAUGACUGCAAGAGCACAGCGCAGACUGCUCAAUGAGGUGAAGAAGAAUCCUAGAGUGUCAGCUAAAGACUUACAAAAGUCACUGGCAAAUGCUAACAUCCCUGUUAGCGAAUCUACAAUACGUAAAACACUAAACAAGAAUGGAUUUCAUGGGAGGAUACCACAGAGGAAGCCACUGCUGUCCAGACAAAACAUUGCUGCACGUUUACAGUUUGCACAAGAGCACCUGGAUGUUCCACAGCAGUACUGGCAAAAUAUUCUGUGGACAGAUGAAACCAAAGUUGAGUUGUUUGGAAGAAACACACAACACUAUGUGUGGCGAAAAAAAGGCACAGCACACCAACAUCAAAACCUCAUCCCAACUGUGAAGUAUGGUGGUGGGGGCAUCAUGGUUUGGGGCUGCUUUGCUGCAUCAGGGCCUGGACAGAUUACUAUCAUCGAAGGAAAAAUGAAUUGCCAAGUUUAUCAAGACAUUUUGCAGGAGAACUUAAGGCCAUCUGUCUACCAGCUGAAGCUCAACAGAAGAUGGGUGUUGCAACAGGACAAUGACCCAAAGCAUAGAAGUAAAUCAACAACAGAAUGGCUUAACCCCUUAAGGACACAUGACAUGUGUGACAUGUCAUGAUUCCCUUUUAUUCCAGAAGUUUGGUCUUUAAGGGGUUAAACAGAAGAAAAUACGCCUGCUGAAGUGGCCCAGUCAGAGUCCUGACCUCAACCCAAUUGAGAUGCUGUGGCAUGACCUCAAGAAAGCGAUUCACACCAGACAUAGAAGAAUAUUGCUGAACUGAAACAGUUCUGUAAAGAGGAAUGGUCAAGAAUUACUCCUGACCGUUGUGCACGUCUGAUCUGCAACUACAGGAAACGUUUGGUUGAAGUUAUUGCUGCCAAAGGAGGUUCAACCAGUUAUUAAAUCCAAAGGUUCACAUACUUUUUCCUCCUGCACUGUGAAUGUUUACAUAAUGUGUUCAAUAAAAACAUGGCAACAUUUCAUUCUUUGUGUGUUAUUAGUUUAAGCAGACUAAUUUGUGCAGAAAUCCAUAUCAUUCCAAAGGGUUCACAUACUUUUUCUUGCAACUGUAUGAAGUGUGGCAAUCUUGUAGCUUGUAUACAAUUAUUUUAACAAAGUUGAAAUUAGUAUUUAAGGAGCAUUCCUAGCAGCAUAACCACUAGUGCUCAGUGUUUAUUCAUAGGGUGGCAUUCAAUACCGCUCUAUGAAGAAAGCGAUUGGUGCAGCAUGAAGCUACCCAUGCGCACCAGAUCACUAUGACGCUUCUCUAAAAAGGGAGCGCGGCAUUCCGAGGAUCUCAGCGCUGGUAAGUAAGUAAGGUAAGUUUUAUCUAUAAUAAGGACUUGAAAAUAUUUUUUAUUAAGGGGGAGUUAAUAUAAUAGCAAGAAAGAAGUCAAGGGGACCUGUCUUUCUUGCUUUUAUAUGUUAACUAUAGUGCUCCUUUAGUUGCAGUAUGGAGGACACUCGCAGGAUUAAUCACUAAAGUGAAAAUUCAAUGCAAAAUUCUAAUUUAUGGUCACAGUAGCUGAACUGGAACAUUUAGUUAUGCUUUCAGUUCAGCUAGUCUGGCCUUAAAGUUCAAAUUGUCUUUAAAUUCUUACUUUAUCCAUAUUGUAUUGCUUUAAGAGAUGAAUACAUUUUAUAUAUUGAUUUUAUUGAAGAAUUGGACACUGUUAUAUUUUUCUGGAACUGACGUUAUUAGCUUUCUUUUACACUGUGAUGUUCUUGACAAUCCCAGAGAAUCCACCCUAGCAGUGAGCGUUUAUGUUGUUUCAUUGUUACCUUGCUCAGUGUAGUGCGAUUCUAGUUGUAGUGUUGAGAUAGAGGUGAGACCGCUGUAUUUGGAAAGUCAAUUUCUUUGUUUGCUGCUUACCUCUUUCCUUGGAGUCUGUUAGUUCCUCUAAGCAAAAAACUGUAAUGUAGGAAUGGUUCAUUGGCCAAGAGCAUCAGUUGAGCACUCUCAGCCAAUAAGCUUAGAGCUGCACUUCUUGGCUCAGGUUAAUGCUGAAGCUUCUGGGCUGCAGAGAAAGAGGUGACUGUAGACCGGCAGCCUCCAGGCAAGUAAUCAAGCCAUUUGCAGUUGGUUUGAAUACUUACACUGGGAGGGUACCAAGGCAUCCUGACACCAUAACCACUAUAGUGGGCUGUAAUAAAUAUGGUGCUUGGAAUAUUCAUGUAAAAAUUAUAUAUUAUUAAUUAUAUUGCUUCAGCAAAACUAUUUGUACAACUUAAAGGACCACUAUAGGCACCCAGACCACUUCAGCUUAAUGAAGUGGUCUGAGUGCCAGGUCCAACAAGGAUUAACCCUUUCUGCUGUAAACAUAGCAGUUUCAGAGAAACUGCUAUGUUUAGUUUAGGGUUAAUCCAGCCUCUAGUGGCUGUCUCAUUGAUUGAUUUUUCACAGUGAGAAGACGCCAGCGUCCAUAGGAAAGCAUUGAGAAUGCUUUCCUAUGGACUGGCUGAAUGCGCGCGCGGCCCCUUCCUCACUCUAGAGCCCGGUGGGAGGGGGACCCUGAGGGUGGGGGGGACACAACGACCCUAUAGAGCCAGGAAAACAAGUUUGUUUUCCUGGCACUAUAGUGGUCCUUUAAGUGCUCUUUAAAAUAUGAUUUGAUAUGCUCAUUACCAUUUAAGGCUAGAAUGGCAUUUUCUUCAUUUGUGCAGGUAAAUGUAACUGAUAUACGUGACAUCAUUUUAAACUGUGUAUCUGUUCUUUUACAGUGGUGAAGAUAUUUUAUCCAUUCUUACAAAAGUAAACAGAGAUGUCAGCAGGAAGGAAGGCCAAGCAGGAAGUCUUAAACAAAUGCCUCAGCCAGCAUACACUCUACUAAAGAAGCUUAUAUUCCCUGUGCCUUGUAGGCCUUAUAACAGUAUACAAGAUUGA
Messenger RNA from Pelobates cultripes (western spadefoot toad), 63211 nucleotides. The record is from the annotation of a GenBank genome assembly. Lineage: Eukaryota; Metazoa; Chordata; Amphibia; Anura; Pelobatidae.